Molecule: messenger RNA, 46835 nt
Organism: Cinara cedri
Lineage: Eukaryota; Metazoa; Arthropoda; Insecta; Hemiptera; Aphididae
Source: the annotation of a GenBank genome assembly
CCGACGACGAUGACGACAAGUGAGUUUGUGUGUGCGCGCGUUCCGUCGCCGUUCUCCGUCCGCCGCUACUGCCGCAGCUGGCCGUCGUGUCUGUUCGUCCGUGUGUUUGCGUAAUUGUAUACGUGUGUGUGUGUGUGUGUGUGUUCGUGUCGGUGUAUGUGUGCGUGCGUGUUUUGUUAAAUCAAUUGCCCCGUACGCGUUUUGGUCCCGACGCAGCGCCGAUCUGAUCACGACGACCGCUUCGUCGUUCCACGCACUACCUUGGUUAUUUUUUCACAACUCUUCGGCCAUCAACGCAAAAGGGGACGAUAUUUAUCACCGUUGCCGUCGUCCGGAAUUAUGGCCCUAUAACGUGUCCGCCGCUGUUGUCGUCUGCUGAAAAUCCAGGCACGUCCGCGUUUCCACAGUAGUUCCGGUCGUGUUCCUGCGUACGAGUGCGAAUCGCGAAUCGCGAAUCGUGAAUCGUGAAUGGUGAUGGUCCCCUACCGCGCCGAGUGAAAUCGUUCAAUUUUCAUUUAUUUAUUUAUUGUAUUAUCAUUUACUCGCUGUGUACCGACUGUGUGUAUACCGCUCUCCCGAUGUGAUAAGAAAGGGUUUGUUUUGGUUUUUUUCGCGAUGAUCGGCCGAUCGGUGUGUGACGGGUUAAAGUUUGUUUUGUGCCAAAUUACUGACGUGUCUUGAUAUAAAAUGGAAACGGAUAUAAAACAACAGCGUAUCAAACGCAGCAAGCGGCGUGAACGGGCCCAGCGCUUGCAUGCCAAGAAACAUGAAUUAGACAGUGGGGAAGAGGAUGAUGAACUGUCAGCAAAGGAGAAGGCGCAAAGGCCUCCGCCACCAAACCGCAGAAAAAAGAAGGAGACUGCUCUGUUCGACGAGGACGUCGUCGAUGGAUUCUCCAUUCUUUCGUUCAAGUCCUAUGAAGAUCUGGAGGUAAGCUAUUCAAUCACAACAUUAUACAGGUCAUAAUCACUUGUACAAGGUAAACACAGCAUAGUGUAAUAACAAAUCAUGCCUAUACCUAAGUUACAUUUGACUGUAUUGUAAAUCAAUAAACUGUUAAUUUCAAAGAUAUAUAUAGGUAGGUACUCUUACUUAGUAUCCAAAUACUCAACUUGUAUAGGUAGCAUAGGUACUUUUUAUUUUAUAUCAAUAUACCUACCCAAUUUAGAUUAGGUUGGAUAUUAUUUUCACUGACAUCCUAUAAUAAUAUAAAUAUCAUCCGAGAUAUUAUCAUUGUGGGAGGUUAUUUAUAAAAAUAGUUAGAUAUUAUACCUAUGUAUGUUUAUUAAAUAUUUUAUAAUACAACAGGUAGUUAUCAAAACAAAUUGUUAGAAUUUAAUGUACACAUAUCUUAAAUUAAUUGUAUGACCUACCUAUAAUUCUCGCACUAUUAUAUCUAUCUAUCAAUAUUAUAGUAUCUACUAAAUUGUAAUGUGUACCUAAAUACUUAUAUAAAAUGAAUAUAGAUUUUUCUAUGUUAAUCUUUUAAUACAGUUAAUUGAAGUUUGGGCUAUUUUUAUCAUAGGAUUAGAUAUUUUUAGAGUGUUAUAUUAAUAUUAUGUAGGUAUCUAUUUAGUUUAGGUAAUUAUGAGUUCUAUCUUUUUCUAGUAAAUUAAUUUUAAUGUAAGUGUUAUUAUUUACUUUGUACCUACCUAAUUAUUCUGCUAAUUGGUAAUUACUUACAUUUGUUAUUUGUAUGCAUAAAGUAUUUAUUAAUUGAUUAUAUCUACUCAUGUUUAUUAUAAUAAUAUGUCAUCCAAAUUAAAUAAAUUUAUUUUUUGUACUUUUAAAAUUUGAUAAGAGAACAAUACCCAUAACUGAAGGAUUAUCAAUUAUAUAAUUAUCUCUUAUCUUAAUCAUAUGUAUGCUACCUAAUACCUAGAUUAUAAAUAUGUAUGGGAAAAUGCUAUUAUGUGCCUAUUUAUUUUUUAAGUAAAUCUGUUAGACAAAUAUGAACUUUUGAAGUAUUUAAAAUCUUAAUUAAUUUUAUUGUCUUAAGAUUUAGAUGUAGGUAAAUGAAAUUAAUUUGUUACCAAGUUUAUUAUUAAUCCCGUUACUAAAUAUCUUAUAGAGAGUUUAGGUCAGAGAGUAAAUCACUAAUGGAUUCGGUAUUCAUUGAAAUCUUUAGUAAUCUUAUAGGAAAUUUUGGUAAUCAUUGAGAUAAUCAUGGUGUUUUAGAAUCUGGUGUACACAAUAUUUAUCAGUGAUUUACCCUCUGGGUUAGGUUUGAUUAGGUAGAAAUCAUUUCAAUGUAAUAAAUUUAUUAAUAAUUAAUACUUAAGUAGAUAGAUCAUUAAAGUAAAUUAAAAUGGUGUACUUAGGUAAUAAUUAAAUUAAAACCAGUUAGGUAGGCAAUUUAUUGAAUCAUAUAAGUGACUGCAAAUAGUUACAAGUAUAAUAUUAUGCUUUAUUUUAAAUAUCUAUUAUUGUAUGUAUACAUACAUAGUUGGUAUAAAUACCAAAAUAUUUAAAAUAAUAUAAAUAAUUUAGAUACUAUAUUUAUUUGACCGGAGGGAACAAAAGUUAAAAAUGAUCAAUGCCUGUUAGGUGUUAACUGCUUAUCAUCUUAUCAAUAGAGUAUUCAGUUUAUUUAAUAUAGGUUCCUAAUAAAAUAAUUUGAAAAUAACAGUCCAUUACUUAGUAGGUAAGUUAACAUACCUACUUAUCAUCACAUGAUUGUUAAUAUUUUGUGUUUCUAGUUGCAUAUAGAAUACCUUGGUACCUAGCUAUCAUAUCAAAUUAUUUUUUAUUUUUGUUUGAAAAUGAAUAGAUCUCCAUUAUAAACUCAGAACUCAAAUUUAAUUUUACAGUUUAAAUAUUUACCUACAAACCAGAACAUAAGUAAUCUAUGCCAGAAUAAGCUACACUGUUGUUUUGCCCACCUACAAAAAAAAUCAUCCUUUACAUGUUGUAACAUUUAUGUAUAAGUACUUGCCUAGGUGCUGUGUGAAAAAAUAUUUAAACCAGAUACCUAGUUAUCUUCAUCUAUUUAAAUACAUACAUUGAAUAAUUUCAAAUUCAUGCAUUUUUUUUUUUGAACAAAAAUGUGUGUUAUAUUUCAGAGAUAUUUAGUACUAAUAUUUAGGUACUUUGCAAGGUAGUUGGAGUAGGUAUUAUUUACAAUUAUGAUAUAAGUGAUAUUAUGUUGAAAUAAUGUAUAAAAUUAAAAUUUUGUAUUAUUCUUUAAGUACGUAUUCUUGAUUAUUUAAAUCAAAAGAGGCUAACCUAAAAUAUAUAGGUGUAGCAAAUUAUAAAAGAUAACCACCAGGGGUAUAGGUUAGGGAGAGGGGGUUAAACCAUCCCAUUUUAAAAUUACUACAGGAGUUUCAUUCUUUGUUCAACUCCUAAUCCACACCUAUUACAAAUAAUUGUAAAGCAAAAUCCCCCCUCCAAAAAUAAUUAUACCUACCCCUCUGCCACCCGUUCUCACCAAUAUUAAUCCAUGUUACAUAUUAUCUACCCAAUAUAGUGUAAUUAUAUACAAUUUUCAAAAAUAAAAUUUAGAAAAUCAAAGAUGGCCUUACUUAAUAAUGGUGAAAGAUUAAAGUACACAAUAUUUUGCUGUACCAUACAAUUUUUUAUUAUUCACAGUCAUGGAAAUUUACACAAACUCCCACCACCACUAGUUAAAAGUUUUGCUCUUGCUCUAUAUUCACUAUAGGAUACCUGCCACUAAUUCAAAUAUUUCUAAAUAUAAGAUAAUUUAUAGAUAUACAAUUGAAACUUAUUAUUUAGAUGUCUAGAUCCUAAUAUAUUAACAUAGGUACAUAUUUUGUGAAUUUGUAUUACCUACUAUAUUUAUUAGUUAUUAGGUACCUCUCCAAUGUAUUUGUUGCAUUCAUACUGGAAUUGAAUAAGGUAUCUUUGUGUAAUUCUGAAUCAUGUCAUCAUAGUGCAACUCGGUCUACAGCUGUUAGUUUAGCUGAGAAUUCACAUUGCAUAGAGUAACAUUGCCUGGAUGACAUGUUUAUGUGACACAAUAUGUUUAUAAAGCACUCUACAUCCUAGGAUAGCCAAGAUUAGUCUAAAUUACAAUAAUCUAAAUUGAUGUUUUUGUAUGGACUCUUCUUGAAAAUGAAAUUCAUACCUUCCUAAAAUAUAGUUAGUAUUUUAUGAAUUAUAAUGUUGGAACUAGCUAUAUAUUUAACCAUAUUUAUUACUAAUCACAAAUGUAUAUUAUGUAAAUACUAAAUAGAUAGUAAUAAUGUAUGGUUAUCUAAUAUAAUAUGGCAUACUUACCUUUAUGUUAUUCUUAUAAUAUCUACCUGCCCAUUAAAAAAAAAAAAAUUGAUAUUUUUGAGUAUCUAGUUAAAAGACCAAAUUUACCUAAUGAAUUACAUUUCCAAAAGAAACUGUUAUACAUAGGUAUUAGGUACCUAUAUAGUACCUAUUUACCUGAUUUAUACAAUUUGAAAUUAUUUAAUGUUUAUUAGGUAAAAGUUAUAGUAUUUUGUAAUAAUUGUAUUCAUUCCUUCUAAAUUAUUUUUUCAGUAAUUUCUAUCCUGGUAUACUACCAGUUCUUCAAAUAAUAACCAAUAUACCUAAUCUUUUGAUUUUUUAAAAUUGAUAUCAAGUACUUGCCUAUCAUAUUACAUUUCUUUUAAUUUCUAAGUACCUAUUUACCUAAUGUACUUUAUUUCAUUAUUUUGUCAUUUUAAUAGUGCAAUAUUUGUUUAUACAAAUUUAUUGUUGUGCUUCUGGCAUGUGUUUAAUUAUACAUUCAAUAAAAUAAUAAUAAAAUUGCACCAGACUUAUUGAUAUUGGCCUCACUAAAAUAUCUAGUUUUAUAUUAUCAAUACCAACUUAUUUAUUGAAUACUUUAGGUAGCAUUUACCAUACUUAAUAAAGAAGUCUUACCCUUAGAACAAUCUGUACCAAAAGUUUCAUAAAUGAUAAUUCAUUAAAUUUAGACUCCAUCUAUCAUUUUCUGUUAUUAAAUAAAAUAAGUACCAUCCUCAAUAAUAAACUUUUAACAUUCCUAAUAUUAUUUGAUAUUACUUAUAUUAAUAGUUUUGAACUCUUAUAUUAUGAUCUCUAUUUAAUUAUUACUAACUUUUGUCUAUUUUUUCUUAUUAUACUUUUCAACCCAUUAAUUUCUGAAAUGUAUAUAGCAUUGUAUUCAUAACAAUAUUCAAAUUCAUUUAAAUUAAAUUACCUAAUUACAAUUAAUAAUAGCAUAGGUAAUCAUUAUAAUGUACUUUAUAUCUUAUAAUUGUCACUGCAAUCUUAAUCUAGUAUAAUUCUGUUUAAUUAUCUUUAACCAUACUUUGCAUUAAAUUGUAUUUAAAACAUAAGUACCUGAUAUAUUAUCAAUAAUAAUAUGUAAUAGUUCUUCUAUAAUUGUUUAGUAUCCGGAAAAUUAUUUAGAUAUUUUAAAAAUGUACAUAGGGAUUUAAUAUUUAUUGAGACUCUAUAUACCGGUAUUACCCAUCGUAUUUAACAUUAUAUAUUAUAAUAUAUACAAUAUAAAUCUUAUUUAAAAUAUCAAGUUUGAAAACGUAUUUUAAAAUGGUAAAAAAAUACUGGCAAUUAUUAUCAUAAAACAUUUUUUAAAACGGCAAAAGUGUAUUAUGUAGGUACUUACAAUUUUUCAAUAAUUAUGAAUUCAUAAUUUAUAAUUCUGAAUAAAAUCAACUCGAUAUUUUGAACUUUAACGUAUUUAAAACGGAACGGAGAUUUCUUUUGAUAUGGACGCGGCGUGGCAAUUUAGAACAUUUUUAUGUCAAUUGGUGUAAUGAAGUGAUACGAAGUGUGAAGACAGAUUUGAAUUCAUCGUGAAGUAUUCAUGAGAUCAGCGAGACCACUUUUUCGAAUUCUAGUUUUUCAUUUCAAAAAAAAUCGAUUUGAAAUUUGGAAAUGCAUAAAAAAUAAACCAAAAUUAAUUGAUAAACGUGGCCAAGUCGAUCUCGAGUUUACUUUACGAUGAAUUCAAAUGCGUGUUAUUUCGUUAUAAAAAGUUGGUCUAAAAAAUUGCUAUGCUACAAAGAAAGAUAAGGGCAAAUUCUCCUUCCUUUUCGAAUUCCCUUAAAUGUUAAAUAAGUAGGUAUGUUAAUUAGGUUCGUGUGAAAUUUCAGUUAUGUAACCCAUAAGUUUUAGAUUUUCAGAAUGCACUAGGGAGUACAUUCUUAUGAAAUUUCCGUUUUUCCGAUAAACCGUUUAAAGUUUACGAUUAGUAGGUAUAAUAACAUCCGCCGUCCCUGUGGUUCGCUCAACAUUUUGACGAACCCGAUUCACACGAAAUAUCGAUUCUUUAGUAUGCUUUACAUAUUAUCGGAGGUUAAAACAGUCGUGUUUGUUUAAGUAGGUAAGGUUAACGUAUACCUAUUUGAAAAGUCACAAGCUCUAUGAUUUUUUUAAUUAAUAAAAAUAUCUUAUCUUAUCGUCAAGUUAGUAUUCAUUUAUAUCACGGUUAUCUACGUCGUAUAUCUGUAAAUUAUCGUUGUUUAUUUACAUUAUUGAUGUAAUUUGUUUUGGAAUAAUAAAAAUUAAUAUCUUGUAUUGUACAAGACGUAUAAUAACAUAAUACAGUUGACCGGCCCCAAAUAAUUGGGAUGACGGUAAAAAUCCGGUAUAGUACAGUAAGUUAUACCUCUUUGCAUCGACGAGAAUAGUGUCCGCCAUUGAGAGUAGGCAAUUAUUGAAUGCCGGUGAAAACGAACCGAGUACCCAAUACAUAAAAUAAUAUAGUUUUCCAGUGUUACAAUUUAACGUCAAUAUUGAAAUUAUUAUUUCGUAAAUGUUACGAAAUUCAAAUACAUUUGAUUAUGAAUACCUACCGUAUUUUGGAAUUCGGCACCAAGUAAAUAAAACCAUCAAUGAUAUUUUCUUAUUGUUUAAAAUUGAAUAACUAAUUAAAUUACAAUAAAUUAACGAUUUUAUAGAAGCUUGUUAAUUGGACCCGUUGUACUUUUUUUUAAACAUAAAAUUUAUAACGGAAAAAUAAAUUGUUUAAACGAUUCAAACCGAGACUCAGAAAUGUAAAACAUGUAUUUUGUAACUACUUAGUUUCGGCAUCGCGCCAUUAUCAGAUUACUAACAGAACAUCGUGGUACAUAAUAUUACAGAUAUUCGAAUAGAAACGAAAAAAAUAAAACAAAUCAUCGGUCGAUUUUCGAAAUCGAUAUCUAUGUAAAAUUAUUCACGAAUUUAUUUACAUGUAAACACCCGAAUCGAGUUCUGUUGGUUUAUUUCAGCAAUUAUUAAUUGAUACUUACGUACGUGGCAAUUCAUUUUCGAACCGUUUGAAUGAUUACCGUGUGUGAAUUUGUUUAUCAUUUUAAUGAAUGCAUUAGCAAACUGUAUGAUAACAUACAUUAAAUUAAUUUUUUCUUACGUUGAAAAGAAACCAGUUUUACUAACACACCUAUAGUAUAAUAAGAAUGAAACGAGUUAAUCAAUUUCGUAAACUAAUUAAUACGCGAACAAUUUAACAAAUAUUACGCUCGUUAUUAAUUAUAAUAUUCCUGCCGACUCGAACAAUAUAUAAUAACAACUUGUAGGUUUGUGUUACGUAUCGAAUUCGGUUUUUAGCGAGUUAUAAUUUUAUAAUUAUAAAUUAUGCGCGUAAUAUACAAUUUCUACUUAAUUAUAUAUUCUGCGUUGCAGACAGUUCGUGUGUAUUGAUAUUUUUCCGUAAUUUUUACACUUGCCUAUAACGGCGUUUUAAUGUUAAUUCAUUUAAAUGGUUUUUUUACCCCGGUGUAUCGGAAGUAGGUAUAAUGUUUUUUUUUUCUUUAUUUAAAAAUUAAAAAUAAAUAUUAUUGAUAAACACGGAGUUUCGUCGUAGUAUUCGCGGUUUAGCUACCGGGGUAGGUAUCUGAUAUCUAAUGUUUGAUUAUUUUAUGUUUCCCUGUUAAAUUUCCCCGUCUAUUAAUGAACAGCGAGUUUGAUAUUAAUAACAGUAGAAUUAAAGUGAUUUUAAUUGCGGUUGGUCGCGCAACAAUAUUAAUAAUAAUAUUAUUGCCGACAAUGUAACGGAACUAAUUGUACCUGCGCCUGCCGCGAUGCGUUUGAAAUUAAAUUUAUUACGAUACCGGUCGUCUUUUGCCAAGUCUCGCGGUAACCCAAUGAAAUUGGCUAGUAGUAAAGCGCUCCCGACUGCCGUGUCCACCGGCGCGCGCCGUGUCGGUUCGUCUAUUCGGGGGAAUGCCCGCGCCGCCGUCAAUCCCGACCCACGGCAAAAAUGAACGAGCCGUGUAAAAACUUCGCCUUAAAACGCCCGUUGUGGGCAUUUUCAAAUAUCGCGCGCGUUCCCCUACUGCGGGCGAACGUCCCGUCAGAGAAAGAGAGAGAGAUGAAAAUAAAUAACCAAUAGAUUUUUACAUUGUUCACGCACGUGUUUUUAUCCGUGCGCCGCCGCCCCCCCCCCAAAUGUUUGUCUUGGAUAAGGUUACCACGGUGAUAUUAAACGUUCAACCGGGAUCGUUUUGACGAAAAUUACGCGCGAUUUAUUUCGGUCGUCGGGUGGACGUUGUUGUACGUCGUGAAAAAAUAAUAUAAAUAUUCAGUAAGUACCUGCGCGUUAAUAAUAGUACUUGUUGCUUUUUUUUUUUUUCAUUUUAUUUAACGUAAAGGUACUCUGCCUCUUUCGCCGCCCAUUACGCUAUGAAUUUCAUGUCUUUGGCUAUUGUUAUUGUUUUUAAAAUCGUCCCUGUCCGUCGUGUAUCGUCCGAUGUCCCGGACCGAACGAGUUCAACUACCGUACGACAAUCCCGCCGAGAAAAUAAAAGUAAAAAAAAAAACAAGAAGAGCCUAAUAUGUUGUGUCGUGUUACCGGCCGUAUGAGUGUCGUUUGUAUUAUUAAACGGUCGGCGGUGGAUAUGGCAGCGGCCGGCGGCGUUUGUGGAUGAGUAGAAGGAGAUAAUUUGUUUCGUGUCAUGUUCGUCCGUGCCCGUCGGUGGCUGGACCGGCGGCGCGGCGGUGUUCCCCGCAUUUCGUAGACCCGAGCCGGUUCCGAUGCGCCUCCCCCCACCAACCCCCUACCUAUUCCAAUCACGUUUUCCAGCCGUCACUGUCCCGCCACCGUCGUUCCGUCCAAACAACCUUAUCGAACAAAAGCAAUGACCGAUGGGUCGGCGGCGGUGGUUCGUUCGGCCGCGGUCGGCUACCGCCCGAUCGAUACGUAUAUAUAACCCGGGGAAACGGCCAGGAGCAGCGGCUCGGCGCAGUGUCUUUUCCACCGUGUUUUGCCGUGCGCGAAUCGCCGCGGCCGUAGCGCCACGUGAUUGUCCAGACGCACGUUUGUGUUGCCGAUUCCCGGAAGCGGCGGUCCUUUGUCCGUCCCAACGGUCGCGCGUUUGUCCCCCGGGGUCAUGCGCGCGGGUGGUCACAAUAUUUACUUUGGGUCCCGUCAUGAAAGUCUUGCGCAAUUGUGUACGAUUUUGUUUGGUUGGUUUUUUGUUCUCUCUCUCUUCGCGAACACUCAAUUAUCGGUAUUAUCGGUCAUUAUGCUGUGUUAUUAUAUUUUUCGCCCUUUGAUGGUUCGACAAAACGUCCGGAAUUAAUGUAUUUUUUUCUAAAGGAAACACGGUUGUUUUGUUCGGCGAAAAACACGUAAUGAUUACGUGUCCGUGCACGAAAUUCUUUGUAUUUAAAUUCCCGGUUAAAGAAUUACAAUAAUAUUGAUUUAAACGAAAAAGUAAUUUAUUUACUUUUUUUUUUUUUUCUUUCCAUUUUUGAUUAAAUUGUUAGCGUUAAAUCGCAUUAAGUCUCUCUCCUCGCGCGCUGUUACUAUAUUAUAAUAGCAUUAGCUUUUUUUUUUUCGCAUAAAAUAACUGUCGGUUAUAUUAUAUUAUAUAUGUAUAGGAAUUUAACGAUUCUCGUUUUUAAUGCCCGUAACCGAGACGUACGUUAGACGUCGUCGUUGAUAUACACAAGACAGGUUUUUUUUUUCAUCGCGGAAUAAUCUUAAUGGAAAAUGUUUUACCAUUUUUUUAUUUUUUUAUUUUUUUUUUUUCUAUACAAUCUCGAAACGUAUACAAUUAUUAUUAUUAUUAUUAUUAUUAUUAUUAUUACGACGUUGGGUCGUUUACACCGGGUUAACCGGCGUGUGUUAAUAUUUAGUCGAGUCAAACUACUCGUAAUAAUUAAAUCGAACACAAAAGUAAAUCCACACCACGUCGGUUUCGAGCAGCCGCCGCAUUCUCGUCGUCGACCUACCCGGCCGCCGAUGCGAUCAAACUCAUUCGACCGCGGAAACCCGGUUGAGUUUCAAUGUUAUACGUAGACAAUAUUAUACGAAUAUAACACUCGUAUUACGAAAACUGUAAUUUACACCGACUCGGUUUAGUUGCCGCCUUGCCGAUAUAAGUAUAAUGUAAUAAUGUCGACGAGCUCGUGUACCCCCACCGUGGUGCAUUAUUCGUAGUGAUGGAGAACACUACCGAGUGAAAACUAUCGAACCACUCGAUAGUUUCAAACUAUCUAUUUGCUCGGUUGUUUUCGGAAACUAUCGACACUAAGGACCGUCAUCGAAACUGUUGACCACCAAAAACAAUCGACACCAGGUUGUCGAAAAUUCUCGACAUUUUAAUCUCUAAGCCGUCGAACAGUGUUAUCAAUUAUUUAUCAGUGUGAUGCGCAGAUAUUUACUAUAUUGUAUUAUAUCAAUGCCCGACUCGGUGCCCAUACUUGAAGCCAACCGCCAUAAUGUAGAUUGGGAAAUUUUUACAAGCCGAUGUUAUCAAUCUUAGUGAUAACUAACAAAAUUAUAAUAAUUUAAAACAUACUGAUAUUAUACCCAUGUUAAAAUAGUAUUUAAAUUUUCAAUUAAAUGUAGACUGUAGUGUAUUCAAAACCAUAUUUUUGACGAUUUGUAAUUAUGUUUUCAUAAUAAUAUUGAUAACAGAUUGUAAACAUUGCCCGACCUUCUUAGCUUCAAAGACCCGUACACGGUAAAAUAUAGAUCCGGCAUCUAGUAUAUAGUAUAUCAUAUAUCUGUGGUGUGACGUCGUAUUUAUUCAAUCAAAAAAAUUCUCGGUUGUUUUGUAAACCAGUCGGUGCCAAUACUGCCGAAAGAAAACUAUCGGACUAUCGAGUAGUUCUUUCUAUUGUUUAAUAUCUGUCUACUUGAAAAAAACACUAGGUUGUUUUUUAAACUAUCGACAAUCGUAACCAGUCGGUGUUACUACUGAAUUAAAACUAUCUACCAAUUCAUUUGAUAGAUUACAAAACAAUCGAUGGAUUAAAAUAUCUGUUCAAUCGUUAAACCACACUGUUGUUUUUAAACUACCAAUUGGCAAUCGAUAGUCAAAACUAAUCGGUUUCGCGCAUCAUUAAUUAUUUACAUAUAAAAUAUAAUAAUAAUCAUUCGUGUUCGACGCUUCCGAAUAAUUUACACAUACUAUCGUUAGUUUUGAUGAGUGGUUCUUAACCGUUUUCGGUACAGCGCCCCUCCAUCAAUUAACCGACUGCCGAUGUUAUUGCUGAAACAAAAAAUAACGGAACGUUUUCAUAAAACGGGGGCCUGUUUUCAAAAUAAUCGAAAAUAUUUAUUAGAUUGUCAACUUUCCGAUCGAAAUAAUCGAGUCAAUCGGUACUUUUUCGAUUUACACUAUUCUCAAAAACUAAUCGAAUAUUCCAUUAUCGAAAAACGUGAAUUUCGUUCGAGUUUUCUACUAUCGAAAUGUUAUCACUUAAUUGUUAAUUCAGUAUUCCGGUCUGAUAUUGUUUACAUAUCACAAUAAUAUGUUAAUGUUACGGAGUUACUAAUGUACUACUUUAGUAGUUAGUGGUUACUACUUAUUGCUAAACAUUUCAAAUAUGUCAGCUACAUUAUAGUUAGUGUAGUCCUAUACGUACUUUUUUUUUUAAAUUGUCUACAGUACCUAUUUUUAUUUUAUUUUUUUAAUCAAAAUAAUAUGAAGAAAGUAGGCUCAAAUGUAAAGGAAAAUUAAUAACAGUAGAAUAAAAAAAUGCGCUGGUUAACUUUAUGAAAGCUCAUCCUGAGUUUCAAAAAGAAAAAUUUGAAAAAUAAGCAAAUUUGGCACGGAAGCAAGUUGCUCCGAACUUAAUAAUAUAAUUGGUGCGAAUAAAAAAUAUAUUUUCGGUUUAUUUGCAAUUGUAAAUUGUUAUUGUCAAAAUGCAUUUGAAUAUCCAAUUAAUUGUCCAUCAUUAUUAACAAAAUUUGUAAAUUCAUAAGUCAAAUUAAUAUAAUUAUGACAAAGAGAAGAAUCAAUAGCGAAUCGUUUUAAUGUAAAAAUACUAAUUAUAUCCGGAAAUCGAGGAAACAACUGGAUUUUGACAAUCGAAGUAAAACAUUGAAUCCAACAACCGAAAGAACAGUUGAAAAUACUUUGAGAAUAUACAUUUUAGUGAAAAUCAAAACCAAUGCUAUUUUCAAUUGAUUGGUGAUCGAAAAACGUUUUCCAUUGCUAUGAGAAUAGCUCCCGCGAGUAUUCUAAGUAUUUAAAUAAAACUUCAAAUUGAUCGUCUCGCCGAGAAACCGAAAUGACCCCCACCCCCUGUGAGUGGUGUUAAGAACCACCGAUUUAGAUAAAAUAUCGAAUAUUUUUUAAUACUCGGAACGUUUUUAUUCUGAACUCUAUUCGAUUAUUUUCCCAUAAACAAAACUAAAAAUUAUUCAAAUACAGUUUUCAAUAUGUUAAAUAAUGACUAAUUUGGUCGUGCCUGUCACUAAUUAUAAAUCAAUAAAAAUUACAACAAAUAACUGUAUUAUCAUUAUCUAUAUUGUAUUAUAAUUUGAUUCCUUGAAUAUUUAUUCUUCGGUUCGUAUGUUGAUAAUUCGAUUUAAUAACUCGUGUUUUGUGAGUUUAUAUAAUGAAUUUGUUAACGAUCGCUCUACAUUAUAAAGACGAUUAGUAGUAUAAUCUCCAUGUAUAAUUUGCUUGUACAAAAAUAAUAGUUGGCGGUGUUUGUUUUUAUUUGAAACAAAAAAAAAAUGAUGGUUUUCCAUCUUCGGAAAUUUAAUUAAUUUGAGUAGAUUUUUUUUUUUUUUUUUUUUUACAUUUUGAAUUGUAUACUAAUAUAAUGACUACUCGUAGUGACUAAACGCGGUUAAGCGAUAUGAAUAACGUACUCAUUAUAUUUAUAAAGAGAUAUUUUCGUUUUAUCCAACUGUUGAUUUAUAAUAAUAAUAAUAUUCGUAAGAGUAUUAUAAUUAAAACUGAUUUUACGGUUCAAACCACUUAUCCGUUAUUAAUAAACCAUAUAAUAUGGAAUGGUAAUAGGUAAUUCAAAUAGAAUUAUACGAGUUCCAAGCACUUCACUUUAGGGACUAUUAUUAAUCUCGUCGUGACGAAUAAGUUCGAGUACUUUUUCUAUAUACUGUUACGCGUAAUACAUUCAAAUAAUAAUAAAAAAAAAUUACAGUUUACAGGUAUCAAUAUAUAAUUGAGUUAUUAAUAAAAUAUACGAAAGGUACUUUUAUCAAUUUUACGUUUCAAUAAUUCAAUUCAUAACCGAGCAAUAAUAAUAAAUAUUGUCUUGCUUGUUUAAAAAUUUAAUAUUUUAUAGGAUAUUAUAAUACUAAUUGUUCUCGUGAAUAAAAAAAUAAAAUCUAUUUUUCUUCGUCAUUCGUUUAAAUUCAAAGACCUUGAAGGUAUACCAUGUGUUUUGUGAUGAAAUUUGUACUUUUUGGGUUACAUUUUUUUAGGGUUCUGAACUCAGAUGUGAGCUUUCCCCUUCCUUAUUCUAUCAGGAAUUUUUAUUCGAUCAUCAACUUCGUUGGUUUCCGGUAUGCAAAUUUUAUUUAGUUGGUGCAUUAGGGAGAUACUUUUAUCUUUUCUUAUUAGAUUUUUUAAUAAUUUCGGAAAAACGUGAACAUUUACGCAUCGGUUUCUGUUAUAUUUUCGAUUUUGGUUUUUCGUUGUAAUUUAGAUAAAAAUAAACGUGGAGACUUUUAACGAAUGUUAUUAUAACAUAGUCACUAUAUCUAGACGCGGACAGGAUAAAGGAUUUAAAAAAAUAUGUGACUACAAAACUCGGACAAUUAUUGUACAAAUUUAUUUCGUAUUAACAAAUUAGUGAAUUGAAAAUUCAAUUUAAGAUAAUUAAACCACGUUUAACCGAAUUUCGUUCAGAACCGUUUUUCAUUAACAAUGGUUUAUUGUUGCUUACGGAUAUAAAUAAAAUUAAGCAUCUUUAUACACUACUUUCCCAACUUUCUACCCUAGACAGCGGCAUCGCCCAUGGCUGCUUUUUACAACUAUUUUUUCGGUUAUUUUAAUUUAUCUCGAUUACCUAUUUGUAUAUCAUGUUGUUAUUAUUAUUAUUUAUUUAUAUUAACCAUAUAAAAAUGAUAUUGUUACUAGAAACUUGCAUUAACCGUAGUGUCCUAUUGAUAAUAAUUGUUUCAAAUCAUUAUUCUUCGUUUUUUUCGUGGUAGUUUUUCAUUUCUAUAUCGGAACAAAUUUAAAGUAAUAUAGUUUUAAAAUUAUGGUGAAAAAAAAUCUAUUCAUCUAAGGAAGAUACUUAGUGCAGCGGUAAAAAGUAAUAUUAAUAGUAAACAAAUUUAAAUCGAUUGUUCUGUUUUUCUGGGUUGAAAUUAAUGACUCCGGAUAACAAUUAUUAUCGCACCUGAAUAUUCUGCGACGAAACAAUGCGCGAGAAUAAUCCCUGAAAUAACAGUUUGUAAAUGUUUCGAUUUGUUUCAACUCCGACUACUGCAUUUAACCAGAUUAAAUUUAAUCAUAUGAUAAUAUUGUACGUUCAAACAUAAUUAUGUUCCCGCAUUGUUAUGGAAAAUAACAUUACUAAUGUUGCAAUUAUGUACACACCCUAACACAAAUAAACUCAAUUUUUUUGGAAGUUUAACAGUUAUUAUUUAAUUACUUUAUUACUUUAUUAAUUAAUAAAUACUCACCAUUUGUAUAAACUACACAUCAGGUACAAUUUUCAAAAUUAAUUUUGAAAAAAUUUCUUUUAUAUUAUACUUGAAUAUCAUCUAAUUAGAAUUAAAUACAAGAGCGUUUUAACACGUUUUUGACCGGAUAGAAACACCGUUACCAGAUUUCUGGUUCAGACAAUGUUUAUUUAUUGUUUAUGUACAAUAUUAUUGUGGCGACCAGUUUUUGAAAACUAUGCAGAACUUGCUUAAUUUUGGUUUUAGAGUAUAAACACUUAUAAUAAACUUAAAAGAGAAAAUUAUUCUGGAGGGCAAAAUAAUGCAUUUCUUUUUUCAAGUUCGUUUUUCAAAAUAUUACAGUCAUUUAAAAACGAUGAAUUAGUCUUUAUUUCUUUAUUUAUUAUAACAUUAUCUUCGGAAUAAUAUGAAAAAUGUAUCGUCUUGCCCUCUGGAAUAUUUUUAUUUUUUAAUUUUAUAAUAGUUGAUUUUACUUUUAAACCAAUAUUAAGCGAGUCUACGUAAGGUAGAUUUUGUUACAUUGGCCGUUAGUUAGGGUUUUUUUUUUUUUGUUGUACAUUCAAUAAUAACUAAUCGUAGAGACGUGCGUUUUCACCGAAUAUGUAACCAAAUAUAUUGUUAUUUUUUAUAGACUUCGUUUAAUUUGCAAAAUAGUUUAGCCCUUUAGAAUUGCCUAUUUACAACUAUUCGAGUUUAUUUAGGUUGUUUGAUUUAUGUAAAUAUAAUAUUUUAAAAAAAAAAAUGAUUGAAAAUUUGACACUAUAAUAUAAUGUAUUGUCAUAAAUUCCAAUAUUUAAAUAGAUAUUAUAUUACUAUUUUACGCACGACUACCUACCUAUAAUUUUAAACUUAAAUAAUAUACAACUACAAUAUACUACUGUAUAUUGUAUGUAUUGUACGAUUCUAGUGUAGUAUAAUUAAAUUCACCCAGUGUUAUUUUGGUAAAAUAUAUAGGUUGUAAUCAUAAAGUACUAAAGCAUUUUAGUUGAAAUAUAAUACAAUAUUGGCUGUUAUUGGAACAUAUAAAUAUUUUGUAUCAUAUACUGGAAUACUUACCGGGUAUCUAAAUACAUAUUACUGCCAGUCAAUAUGUUUUAUUAAUUUAUGUAGGGCAAUUCGUGGUCAAUUAAACAUCCAAAACAACUCGUGUGUGGAUUUUUUUUGUUCUUAAUGUUUGGUAAGGGAGCAAAUUACAGUGCCUAAUAUAAUACUCGCAUUGAAGGGAUAACUACAGAGAGAAAUGUGAUUAAGUAUUUGUUAGGUUAGGUAUGUCAUUUCAGAAGUGUAUACGUGCGUCCCAACCCCUAAGCACUUGUAAAAUAUGUUUAUAAUAGUACAGUGGGGACUGGGUGUGAACAAAUAUGCUACCCUCAUUAAAACGCUCUCGGGAACUUAUUUUCUUGUAAUUUAUAAGGUUUGAAGUAGGCUAUAAAUUAAGUAUGUAUAUAACAUAAAUGAAACGCUUGAUUUUUUUAAAGUAGACGUUGGGUGAAAUAAUGUCGUGUAUAUACGCUAAAAUAUCUUCCAGUCUUUUAAGAAAUCAGAUGGUAAAGUUGUUGAAUAUUUUUAAUAAACAAAAUGUAUUUGAAACAAAUUCUAAUGAGUAUAACGGUGCAUUAUUUAAAAAUAUGUUUAAACUAAUCUACUUGAGUCAUAAAAUCCUAUUAUAAUUAUAUAAAAUAUAUAUAUAAUUAUAUUUGAAACCUAUAUGCAUAAUAUUGAUUUAUUUUUUAAUUAUAAUGUAAAGUAAUAACAUAUCUUCUAUUUCAGUAAAAUUAUAAGUUAUAAAAUCAAUAUUGGUUGUGCAAUUCUAUUCAAAAAAAUUUAAAACACAAUCGUAGAUAGUUGAAUUUGUAUUAACAUGAUAAUGACAAUUUAUAAGGAUAACUUUAUGUAUAGUUUAUAUUGCAUCUGCCUAUAUCAAUAGCUAAUUACUACUAGUAUAUAGGUAUCAAAAUCCAUGUUUGUAUUUCUAAAAGUGGGUAAUAAUUUCAGGAUAGGUAGUAUAUUAGAUUAGGUAAGUUAAAUAUACAAUUAGUCAAGUACCUAUCCAAAAUGUGUUCACGUGAUUGUUCAUACAAGUGUUAAUUUUAAGGAAAUUUACAUUUAUUUAUAAAUUUAAUAUGACUGGUUAUCGUUUUUAAAAUUAAAAGUAGAUAGGAUUAUAGAGGCUAGGUUUUUACAAUCGAUUCGUUAACUUUUAUUUCAGUACAAUAGUAUGUAAUAUUCAUUGUUUCAAAUAAAACUACAUUGCUAAGAAUAAAUAAGAUUACCUACGUAAAUUUGUUCUCUGAUUUUCCAAUAAUUGCACUGUUAUACAUAGACAAUCAUUAUUGAAAAUGACAAACACAGAAGAGUUUAGGGGUUUAACGAAAUGUUCAAUCCUCAACGUCUAGAAGAAAAGGCAAAUAUAUAAGUUUUUUUUCCAAAUUUCAAGUUUUUACGAAUAUUUUGAACUGAAUCGCAAUAAAAAACAAAAUUGAAAAUAAUACAUUUUGUAAAUUUUCCCUUUUCACGGUUUUUCCAAAUUAUUUUGAAAACCGAUUGGAAAAUUAAAAAAUUAUCUUUUUAAAGCACCAUCCGGAUAAAAUUUUCUUUUAGAAAAGAUAAUACGCUUGAAAAUCAGAGCAAGAUUUUGAGUAGACAAAUUUUUUACAGAUAAAAAAUAAACAAUUGUUAAACCAAUAAAUUUCUUGCUUCGCUCACAAUCUAAAAUAGAUUUAUUAGAUGGAUAUUUUUCAAUAAAAAAACCGGAAAAAAAAUCUUCGGCUCCGCAGACAAUCACUGAUCCAAUUUAUUGAAGAAAAACCAAGAGUAAUAGUAGAAAGCUUUUAUAUGUCUUUCUGUUUUAACAAACGACAGCAGCUUUUUAACCGAGCACGUUAUGUUGGCUUUUCCAUUAAAAUAAUGUUAUUCUUAAAAAAUAAAGUAUUUACUUAAAGGUAUAUACUUUUUGUCCCAGAUAUUGUUAGAUAUGUUAUAAUGAUCACAAUAUUAUUAUUGUGAUCAUUAUUAUUAUUAAUAAUUAUUAAUUAUUAUUAUUAAUAAUAAUAAUAAUAAUAUUGAUUUUAGAAUAUUGUUCUGAAAUGUUGAUUUGCGAUGAUCUAAUGUCGCAAUAGCGGUGAAUGUAAAUUACAAGUCUUGUAUUAUUGUUAUUUGAAGCUUAUAUAUUAUUGGGAAGACUAGUUUCAAACACAUUAAAGAUAUACAAGUAUUCCCUAACGGCCAAUAUAUAAUGAUACGUGACCCCCAAACUAAAUCUGAAAAUCAGCUAAUGUAGAAUUCUUAUUACUUUUAAAUCACACGAACAGACGGAGGUGGCGUUAAAAAAAUCGUUGCAUAGUUGCAUGCAAAAAGCAUAGUUUAACAUUUUUCAAAUCCGAAUUUGCUAAAUUCUAAAAAUAUUUUUAUGAAUUAUAUUUAAUUCUUUGAUAAAUGUUAAUUUCACGGUAAUAAUGUAACGAUUAACCAGCUAAAAAUACCAAAAUAAAUGAAGAAAUUAUAUAUAAUUGUUGUAUCUUAUUAUACCUGUAUUUUUUUAUUUCAUCUGUGGUCGAUUAGAUAGCGUUAUCAGUUAUGUCACCGCAGAUGCCAUCGCAUAUGAAUUAAGAAGAAACAUAAGGUAUAUGUUAGAUCGUUUUUAAAAAUGGAAAAUACACAUUUAUAAUUCUCCAGUAGUCAAAACUUGCCGUCUGGUAAUAUUAUAAUAGAACAAAUUUAUUUAUAUUGUAACAUUUUCGAGAAAAUGAUCCAAAAUUAAUAUUGUUUUUAAUAGUAAUAUUAUUAUUAUUUUUUUUUUUUUAUAAAAAAUCAAUUACAACAUACGACUAUUAUAAUUUAUAAUCACGUAUAAAACACAAACUAUAAUAACCAAUUUGUUAUAUGUGGAAUAUGAAAACAUCGCCCGUUGAUAUUAUUUAUAUUCACAUAUUAUUUAUGAAUUUUAUCGGUUGUUUGUUUCAAACUGUUAGAAAAUUAAUAGCACUAAUAACUUAUAAAAUAAAUGUGUAUAUAUUUUUUAGAAUUGCGUGCAACAGUGUUUGGUUAAGAAUGCAGUAACUCUUGGACUGGAUCCAACGUCUCAAAACUUUUUACAUAGAAAUCACCAUAAGCAUCACCGAAGUCAUGUACAUAAUCAUAAUAACAACAAUCAUCAUCAUGACAGUAAUUCCAGUACUCCAGUAACGCCGGUAAAAACCGAGUAUAAUGUCCCCAGCCCACCAACUACGCCUAAUAAUUUUAAUCAUAACAAGGUAAGUUGUACAAACAUGUAAAACUAUUUUGUUAAAUAAUCAUAUAUGUACUUUAAUAUACUGGUAUUUAUAUUAGAAUAAUGUUCCAUUAUGUUUAUCCCCGUUAAUAACUUUUCUUAAUUAAUUGUUUGCUAACUAUGAUUUUUGAAUUUUGUUUCGGUACUAAUAAUCUUUUGGUACCUAUAAAUUAUAAUAUACAUUAUAUUUUUUUGAUAAUAUUUAUUUGUAUACAGCAAAAAUACAUCAAAAAAUAUUAAUAAGGUAGAUAACACGUUUAUGUCCGGGAAAACACUGUAUACAUUAAAGUCGAUUUAAACCCAAAAGUGAGAUAAAACUAUACGAAUUGUAUGACGAAUUUCAAGUUUGAAAACAGAUUAUGAUUCUCUAGAUUCUUUUAUAGAACAUACUAAAAUUAUAAAUUUAAUUAUUUUAUUCAAAAUCUUAAAAAAAAAAAUGUUUUGUUUUAUUUAUUAAUUUUGAUAAAGAAAAUUAAAAUUUAAAAUAAAAUUCCAUCGUAUCCUAGUAAAAAAUUUAAAGAGUUAACCAUAACAAAUCGAAACUUCUCAAGCAUAAUUUUUAUAGUUUUGUCCGGUUUUUGGUCUAAAACGUCAUGUUCGCUUUCCCCUUAAAUAGUUAUCGGGUAGUAGAUUAUUAGAAAAGUCGUAUCAUUUAAAUGAUUAAAAACUUUAAAACAUUAGAGAAAUUGUUGUAACUCGUCUCUAUUCGUUUUAAUACUCUGCGUUAUACCCUUUCAUACCUUAAUUAAUCCCUAAUAAACUGACAAUUAAUGGGUUAUUGUAAUAAUUUGUGUUAAUCAUAUCUAUAAAUAGUGACUUUCUUAACGAUAAUAUUAUUACGAGUAUUAUUUAAAUGCAACGUUUACUAUAAACCUUGUUACCUAUUCCUUAAUUUGAAGUGUAGUAUUAUAACAAUUAAUUUUAUUAAUAAUCAAAAAUUUUCUAAUGAAUAACUAUGAUUUUUAUCGUGCAGAAUUCGUCGUCUCUGGAUUUAAAACACGACAGCGAAGGAGGUGAGAAUGAUACUUCUGUUGUGCAUUCGAAUUCGGUACAGUCUUUUAAAAGACCCAAAGUGUCUACAUCGUCACCUAGUCAAAGUGGUCAAAGACGAUCAAGUUCAAGAGAAUUCAGUGAUGUAAGAUCGGUUUUUUUUUUUUUAAUUAUUUUUAUUUAUUUUAUAUUAGAACUUUUAGUAACAUGUCUUCUUUUAUUUCUUAUAGGCAAGUAGCAAUUGUAGUUCAGGCAGAGGCUAUAUUGUAAGUAUUGUAUAGUUAUCAUUAUUUUAAAUAAUUUUAAGAGAUAUUUUAUGAGUUUUUAAAUUUAGACCUAAUGGUACACACACACAUAUAUAUAUAUAUAUAUAAAUAUAAAAAAACUUGAUUAUCGCCUUGUUCUUCUGAUUUUGAAAUCCAAGUUAGUGGCUCGCUUAUGAAUAUUGAUAAUAAUAUACAAAUAAAUGUAAAUUAAUUUACCGUAUUACACUACUAUAUUUACUAUAGACGCGGCACCCUUGAUACUAAAUCAUAACGCCCCUGGGAGCUGCGACGCACAGGUUGAAAACCACUGAUACAAUUCAACGGUGCUCAUUCUACCGUUCUAAAUUUAACAACACAACAUAUUAUAGGUUAUAGAUAAUAAAGUUUUCAGUAUCUAUUUCAAAAUAUUGUAUAUUUUCUUCAAAGUUUGUAAAACGAUAUAACUUUCGAUAAAUCUAUCAUCACUUUAAAAUAUUGAUAAUAUAUUAACUUUUCAAGUUUUAAAACAUUUUUUAGACAACGUAUUCUUAUUUGAUAAUUUUAAUUUAAUAGAUUUUAAAUCUUUAAAAAGAAUAUUACAAACAUAAAUAAAUAAUUAAAACACAGUGUAAUCAAGUAUUCCUUAUCCGUGGUGGGGGGACCAUGUUAUAUAUACGAUCCACUCAAGAGGACAUUACACCCACGGCCAUUGUCGUCGUUGUCUUUGUGUAGGUAUCUCAGAAAAGGUGGAUUUUGUACUUCCCAAUACUGUGAAAUCGUGUGUAAACAUUAGACUAUGUUGACUUGUUAUAACAUUUGUAAAUGCAAAUAAAAUAUUUGUAUUUAGAUUACAAUAGUUCAAAUACUUCAAAAUUUACUUUAAAAUAUAAAUAUUGUAAAACGAUAAUGCACGUAUAAUUAUUAAUUUAUUUUAGAUAAUGUUCUGUUCCAUUAUAUAUGUAAUAAUGGGCAAAUAUUUUAGUCUUAUGUUCACCUAUACCACCUUUAAGCUUUAUUAGUAUAAUUAAAUACAAUGAACUUCGCACCUUGAGUAAGCCUUUAUUUAAGUAGGUAAACGAUUGCAACGAUAAAUCAUUGCAAAAACCACCCACUGUUGCGUACAUUUUCAAAAUUGUUCAUAUUUUUUUUUUUUUGUAUUGUCAAUAAUAAUAAGAAAAAUACAAGAAAUUUCAAAUACAAUUUCUCAAAUGCACCAAUUAGAUCCAAAUACUAUCACAAAUUUUCCACGAUGAAUUGUACUUAAAUCUUAGUCCUUUCUAACUGUUGUACAAUUUUUAAAACAUUCUGGAAAUUAAUAGCUGUUUAACAUUUUUGAGUUUUUAUUUUGUUUAUGUAAAUAGAGUUGUUUUGGCUACGCAAAAAUGUUUGACAAUUAAAUCCGAGGCUUAUCAUAAGUUAAGCUUAUUGGUUAAUAAUAAAAAAAGUCGCCUCUAAUUUCAUAAACAAUUGUAUCAUUUAAAAUUCAAGUUUUAAUGAAAAUAUUAAAAAUCGUGAUAUUCCAAAAUAUUAUAAAUUAAACUUCGCUCAGAAUCGGUUAUUGUUUAAAAUAAUUUAUUGUUAUGUACGGAUAUAAAUUAAAUUAUAGGUUACAUUUUUUAAAAUUAUUCCUAAUUGGUUCUUCUCUCCAAUAAAUUAAAAGUUAAAUACUAUAGAUAUAAAAUCUCAUAAAAUUAAGUGUACAGCAUACAUUGCAUUUUACAAAAUAUAAGUGUUUAUUGUAGAAAACGACUAGUUAAAAUUACUUUAAUGCAUUUAAUCAUUUAUAAUAGCUAUCAAUAGCAUUAUUUAUGUUUGUUUUUAUUGUACGUGUAUUGUUCAGUUUUACUAGGUAUGAAAUAAAUUAUCGAUUAAAUAAAAGACUAUUAUAAUAAUUAUUAUGCAAUAUCUCUAAAAUUUGAUCGGUGGCUUCGUGUUUCGGACAUAUGUAUUAUUAGCAUUUGACUGAAAUGCUGAAAGCUUGCGUGAACGUGACUUAAAAUUUAAAUAAAAAAUAUUUCCCAAUUAGAACUAAUGUAUAUUUCAAUGGCACGGCUAUAACUGUAAUACGUUUUAAAUUAUAUACAAGAUGAUUUUUUAAGUAUACUCGCUACAUUUUAUGAUUAGAUUAUGUAUACAUUCAAAUUCUGAUUUUUUGAAUUUUUAAGUCUAAUGAAAGAAAAUAUUUUCGUAUACUUUGAUUUUUCACAACAUUUAAUGAAUAUCCUAGGGCCAUUCCAAUUUUGAUUUUUCAAAUGAUUACAACAUGUAGAUUAUAUAUAGGUUGUAAUCGAAAUAGGGACGAAAUGUUUUUAAGUUAUUCUACUUUAAAUACUAAGAAUAGACUUUUUUAACCGACUAUUACAUAGGAGUUGUGUAUAGGCAAUUUAUUGUUUUGAAUAUUACAGUUAUUGAAAAACUGUUGGUUUUGUGCUAUAAAUCAAUAUUCUUUUAAUUUUAAGUUCAGGCGUGAAUUCACGGGGGGGGGGCGAUCGCUCCCCCUAUGCAUUCCUUUAAAAUUAUUGACAUUAUUUUAUUACUAAAGAAAAAUACUUAUACAUAUAUGUUUUACAUAAAAUAGAAAAUUUACUUUGUCUCAUAAUUUCUAAAUAAAUAAUUAGUCAUUUUUAAAUUUCAGGUUUGUUUUUAAUUGUUAUGGGAUUCUUAUUAUUCUAAUUAAGUAUAACCAAUGCCAUAUUCAUAUACAUAUACGCCGGGAAUCGUUUAAUUGCUAAUAAUAAAUUAUUAAUAAUCAUGGAAUAUGUUGAAAAACAGCAGAACCCACAUUAUCUUAUCUGUAUUUCAUAAAACCAAUGAUUUUAUAUUUACGUACAUAUGGCAUAUUAUACCACUCGUUCAUUCAAACAGUCCUAUACUUGUAUACCAUUUAUUUUAUAAAUUUAUUGAAAUAAUACAAACAAUUAGCCUCCAAUACAAGUUAAAUAGAUAAAAAGACAAUUUAUUUUUUUGAAAUUCCCUCCCCCCUUGGGUGACUUGUGGAUCCGCUAUUAAUUAAGUUGAAUAAUUUAGAACCUUAAUUUCGAUAACAAUAUUUCAACGUUUUUUAUAAAAUCAUUUGAUUUACAGUUUGUAUUAAGAAGACGCUAUAUCCGUAUGCGCUUUCUCAGUCUAACUAACGGACAAUAUAUGAAAAUCUACUUUACGCAGACUGUGUAGAAUUUGCUUAAUUUUGGUUCUAGAGUAAAAACACCUGUUAUAAAAUUAAAUAAAGACAAUGUUCCAGAGGGAAAAACGAUGCGUUUAUUUUUUAAAUGUUGAAGUCAUUCAAUGAAUUAAUUUUUAUUUCUAAUGUGUCUAAUGUGAAAAAUGUGUCAUCUUGUCCUUUUUUAAUUUAUGAUUUUACACUUAAACCAAAAUUAAGCAAGUUCUGCGUAGACUGUGUAAGGUAGAUUUUGCUAUAUUACCCGUUAGUUGGACUGAAACAACACGCGUUAGUUAUAUAAUAACGUCAUCUUAAGACAUACAGGUUCUAAAUUAAAAACCCACUGUUAUUUCCUCAGGAUGCUCCUUAAAAAUCAUAGUAUUUGAAAAAUAUCAUCUUUCACUACACUUAAAUUGUUUGGUUCUCGUUUCCCCCAAUGUACUGUUAUUUAAUAUUUUUGGAGAAAAUUUCAUAUUUGCACAUACCUACACAUAAGUGUAUAAAAAAUUAUCAACAUAAUUGUUUUUUGCUAUAUUUUGGAUUUUUUUAAAAAAAUGUGAAUAUUUCUAUAAUAUUUUAAUUUCAAUAUUAAAAAAAUGAAUACUUUUAAAUGGUGUUGUCGUCUGGUAAAAGUCCGAAAUUUAGACGUCGGACAUUUGUAAAUCAUAGAUUUCACCGGUAUUCUUACUGUUACUGUAAUAUAUAUAAAUAAAUAAAUACAUUUUCUUUGACUUUUAAUUAUUUUAAUAAUUUUACCAUGGCAGGUAUAUUGACGGUAAUAGGAAUCAAAUCUUAUUUUAAAUUGAAGGAAACGGGUGGUGGUGGAAAAAACGGAUACGGAUAAUUUCCGCAUUAUAUAACAAAAAAAUUAGGUUGAACAUGCUUAAAUAAAACACUAUGUAAUAGUACCUCCAGAUAAAAACAAUUAAUCGUUGGCUGUGACAAGUUCUUUCAUUUAAAUGUGUACUUCGUACUUAUGUUUUAAAGUCUUGCACACAACAGAUAUUUUCAGAGAUAAAAGUGAAACAUAUAUACAGGUUACAGGUAAAAUAAAAGUACCUAAUUCAAAUUACCUAUUGAAUAAUCAUUAAAAAAAUAUAUAAGUGCGAGGUAUUAUAUAGUAAUUUUUUACGACAAUAUAUACAUUUAUAUUUUAUAAAAUACGACUGGCCCACAAACCUUUUGUUCACAUAAACUAAUACAUAAUAAUUAUUUGAAAGAUAUAUUACGAUUAAUAUUAAUUAAUAAUGUGUAUGAAUGCAUAGUGUAAUUAUUUAUUACCAACCGUAUCAAAGUUUACACAUACUUUGGGCCAUUUUUUGUAUUUUUAGGCUUUUAUUUGUAAAUUAUAGAAUUUAUAGGGUAAUUAAAUUUUCAUCUCUACACAACAAUAAAUCAUUGCAAAAAACGAUUCUGGGUGCAGUUAAUCAGGUUUUGAUAAACUUAAUUUGAAAACAAAUAUAAAUUGUCCGUGUUUAUCAGUCUCAAAUUAUUGGGCAUUUUUAUUAGUGGUGAACCGAAAUGAUUUUAGAUUCUGAGUGAAGCGAAGAAUGUAGUCAUUUUUCCAUGAUGUUUAUUAUUUAUAUUUAUUUUUUUAUCUGUGAACAACUUUUCUACCAGCAAUUCGGCUCCGAUUUUCAAUUAUAGUACUUUUUCUGAAAGGAAAUCUGACUAUGGUGAUAUUUUAAAGAGGUAAUAUUUUUGAUUUUUCCAGCUGUUUUCAUAAUAAAUGGGAAAAACAGGAAAAUAUACGAAAUUUAUUAGUAAAUAUUGCGGCCUUUUUUUGAUUCAUAUAGAAAUAUAAUAUGUACAGAUAUAUAUAUAUAUUCAAAUAUUUAUGAAAUUUCGUAAUUUGUUUUCUAUCUUUUCAAUUUAAUAAUUACUUAGAUAUUAAUUUGAUUCACGUAUUCGGGUGUCGUAUACUGAACGAUAUGAUCUAAAAUCCAAAACCAAAUGCUAUAAAUGAAUGCAUAUUUUAGAAUAAUAUUAAGACUUUAAUCUUUCAUCUGUUAUAAUGGAUACUACCGUUUUAUGUAUACCAAUACAUUGCGUACCUAUUGAGUGUGUUUACUUUAGUGAGGUCAUUUUUUUAUUUUCCAAACAAUUUUAAUAAUAAUUGGGGAAAAACAGAAAAAAAUACGAAAAUAAUGCUUUUAUUAUUUUCAAUUUUUUUUUCGUAUUUAUUAUCUUAUAUUCAAAAUUUUCUUAGAGACAUGAAAUUUGAACAGAAAAUUUGUAUUUGCCUUUUAUAGACGUGGUUAAAUUUUUAAAAUAUUUAAGCUAUUUAUGAACUUUUUUAUUUUGCGAGUUUUUUACGUAAUUUGAAUUCAGUAGGUACUUUGUGGAUAAAAUUGUUAGACCAAACAGAAAUUUUUGAAGAUAUAACAGGAGAUUCGUUAUAAGUUGUACUUAUAGUGGUCAAUUAGAAAAAGUUAAUUUUAAUGUAGUUUUUUUUUUUUUAAUUUGAAUUUUAAUAUCAAACGUUGAUGAAAGUCGUUUAUAUUAUGACCUUUUAAAACAUAUAUAACCGAACUCUACUCAGAAUCGUUUUUUAUUAGCAAUGGUUAAUUGCUGCGAGAUAUACAUUAAAUUCCUCUCUAUAUCCUACCUUCCUAACUUCUCACCAAUAACAGCAACUGCACCCAUCGUGCAAAGUAUGUCCGUCUUUUUAAAAUCGAAACUCGAGCUUUUAACACUUUUUUAAUAUUCCAGAGAUUUUUCUCCGAUAACAAUAGUCAAAUUUCGAUUUUGAAAAAAAAUUAGAUUUCAAUAUUGGCGCAUGUUGAUACUCGCCAUUAAUUUGUAUGUAGCCAAAGAAAUUUUACUCUCAAAGAUCGGAAAAUAUGGCCUGAAAUUCUGUGAUUUUAUUAUUUUCGAUACUUGUAUAGUGUUAUAAAAGCAGCAACUAUUUAUGAACGGUUAAUAUAGAUUUUAUAAGUCAAUGGCAUUUCAUUAAUAAACAACCUAAAAAUAACUUAAAUUUCAAAUCGCUAUAAAUAACUUAAUAUUAUUAAUAGUAAAAUUAUUACGUCGAGAAAUUGAAAUUUUGACUUGAAUUCUAAAUGAUUGGCCACAUAAAAAAAAAAUGGGUUUUAAGGAGAAAUGGACCUAACUUAAAAUGUAUUUUGGAUUAUUAAGCAAAAAACUCUGUUAAAAGUGGACUUUACAAUUAACUUACAUUUACAUGAAUAUUCUCUUUGGGAAUAGGCUAAUUAUACAAUUAUAGAUUUGCAGUUUUUGCCUAACUCGUGAUAAAUGUUUGAUGUUAAUUUAUUGUUUAUCAUAAGAAUAAUACUAUAUUUUUAUUAUAUUGUUAAAUAUUAAAUAAACAAAAAAAAAAACAGUUAUUUAAAGAUGCUUUAAAACAAUUAUAAAUUAGUUAUAAUAUUUUGUAAACAAAUAUUAUAUACAAGUUGUAAUCGCCAAUUUUAAGAAUUAAAAUAACGAAUAAUUUAUUUUUAACGGAAAAUCGUCAUUAAUUUGUAACUACCGAAUAUUAUGAUGUCAUUAGGAAUAAACUUAAUACAUCGAAUAUCAAUUAAUAAUACAAUACAUAUUCUUAGCUAAUUAAAAUUAAAAAAAAAUAUUUAUAAUUUUAAUUUAUAAAACGUAUGAUCAAAAUUUAAAGUCACCGCAAUAACAAGUAAUCUAAUUUCAAAAACAGUAAUUCCGUCGUUUUUCAUGUGAUAUAACCUAAUUUUUGAUAAGCAUUUUGGAUUUACCAUUUUUUCACUUACAAAACAUCAUAGUUCUUGGACUUGGCUUACACUUAAUAAUUUUAAAUUGUUUUUAACGUUAAAUAUAUUAAUUUUACAUAAAAAAUUGGUAUAAAACCGAUUAUUUUCUUAUAGAAACAAAAAUUCCUAUUCUAGAACGGCAGUAUUACUGUGUCUAAAUAUUAAAAGACCAGAGCAACCGAUAUAAAAUUAUUUUAAGUAAACCUAACAAUUCGUGGUAUGCAUCGUCAUAUUAUAUAUAUAUUUGUUUAGGUUAUUUAUUAUAAAGACAGUGAAGUAUAAUCUAAGAAUAUUAGUAAAAUUCUUUGGUUAACCAGUUGGGUGAAUAUAUUUGUUAGAUACAUAAAAAUAUAAUUUUUACAGCAGUGUCGUUAACUACACCAUUAAUUAAAAUACCAUCAAUCAUCGUUAAUUAUUUAAUAGCAUGCUUACAUUCUUUAAUAAUACUGUCCGUUUAUUUUCGUCCGUGCUAAACAAAUAAAUAAUUUUGGUUUUUUUCUCACGGAUAUACCGAGAGUAUAAAUAUAUAUUAUACAUAGAUGCCUAUAAUAAUCAUAAUAUUUUUCUCUUAUUAAAAAUAUGUUGGUACUCGUGUACCUAAUGCGCAUAGUAAACGUUAAGUAAUUUUUUUUUUUUUUAAUUUAAAUAAUAUUUUAAUAUGUAUUUAAUUCGUCCGCUUACGUCUACUUAAUAGUAAUAAUUGUCAAGUUUAAAAAUUAUUUAAUGAUUUUUAUAAAUGAAAAAAAUUAUUCUUGUAAAGUUGUAAAUACUCUAAAUAGUCUACUUUAGAUUCUGACGUUUUACUUUAUAAUAUGAUGUGUUGUUUCCUUAUUGUUUUUUUAAUAGUUUAAUACCAUAGCCCCUAGACCAUAUUAAUGACAACUGUCGUUAUUUUCCAUCUGUCCAUCUAAACGCAAUUAUAAUAAUAUUGUAGACUAGUUGAACUAACUAUAGUAAUGGCCUACGAAAUGCUCAAAGGGUAUAAUAUGAACAUGUCCCAUUAUCAUUCCUAACACUAUUGUCAGAACUUAUAAUACUUAUUUUCGUUUUUAUUUUUUAUUAUUAUUUUUUUUUUUUUUUUGCACGUGUAAAAAUUAUUUUUAACUGUUUUAUUUUAUUUUGUUCUAGUGUGAUAGUGAAGAUGAUGGGGAUAAGGUAAGAAUAAUUGGAACAUAUUAUUGUAUUUUAAUCCUUUGAGUAUAAAAUAUAAUAGAACUAUGGUAAAAUAAUACAAGUAUUUAAUAUUAUGUGAGAGUACAUAAUAUACGUAUACAGGUAAUCAAUGAGUAUUUCGAUAUUUCAAAAUCAAGUUUUAUAAUAAUCUUUAUUAUUUCGGAUAUUCUUGAUUUAAUAUAUAAAUACAUUUUUCGUCAAUUUGACAAGGUAUGUUUAUUGAGAUUAUUCUACUUUAUAUUAAUAAACCCUGAAAUAUAACGAUUAAACGAUCGCUUUUAAUAAUCUUGAUCUUGUGUAUUAAGUUUUAAAGUUUAAAUCGGCAAUCUUUGAUUUUUCGUGAUAUUAUGUGGGCGUUUUUAAUUUGUAUUAAUCAUAUAGGUAUUAUAGGUAAUAAUUGACGUAUUACACAUACUUAAUCUAAUCAUUUUUUCGUAAUGCUAUUACUACGUAUAACUUCUUAUAAUCAUUUAUGUGAUAUUAUGUGCAUAUUUAAUUAUAAUGAUGCUUCAAUUUUAAAGAACGUUUAAUUGAUAAACAGUUGUUUUUAUUAAACCCAUCGAAAUAUUUCGUUGUCUGUGUAAUUGAGUUGUAAAGACUGCGGCUUAACUUUUAUGCGGCGCAAUAUUUGUUUUUUACGAGGUCGAAAAUAAUGUCAAUAUCGUUCGCGCGGGUAUUGUGUCGAAAAUCACAGUCCAUAACCUUUAUUCGCAUUAGCUCGUUUUGUCCCGUGUAAUCUUGAUUAUCUUUGUAAUAAAAAGCAGUAAAAUAUUAUAUUUAUUCUCUCUGUCGUCGUCGAUUAGGGGGAGACUGACAGAGAGAGAGAGAGAGAGAGAGAGAGAGAGUGAGAAAGAGAAAGAGAACGGCCGUUAAAUCUUUUGUCGGCCCGGAGCCUUUUCGCCUCUUCUCUCCCGUGUAUCCGUUUAGUUUUUAUUUUCGUCGAUUUGUUUCGUCGGCGAGUAGAAAUCUCUCCGCUUUCUGUCCGGACGCGAACGCACAAAAGUCUGAAAGUUAUCUUUAACGGAGGGGUGAAAUCUUGGUUGAUGUUUUUCCUUCUACAAAUAAUAAUAAUAAUAAUAAUAAUGGGCCUUUCGACAUCGCUUUACAGCGGUAGUGACAUGAAUAUUUAUUAUAUAACACUUUUGCGAGAGAGAGUGGCUACAAGAAAAAUCGUCCGGUAUCGCCACUAUACCACCGUCUCUUUAUGCAUCGCGCUACCCUCAUAUUUACUGUGUUGGCUUUGAAUAUAAUAUUGAAUUUUUUAUUGCUCAUCGCCGCCCGGGCAUUAAAGAUCACCGCGACGAUACUCUAAUGAUGACGGAUAAUUUUCUCCGGUCGCGCGUCGGUUAAGAGGACUAAGAAGAGAGGAUAAGUAAAACCAGCUUAAUUUUGAUUUUAGAGUAAAAAGUACCUAGUAUGAAAUUUAUUGAGAACAUUAUUUUUUGGAUAGAAUAUCAUGAGUGUUUUUUGAAUUAUGAACUAUUAGAAGGGUUACAGUUAUUUAAAGAAGAAAAAAAAAUGUAAAUGUAUUUGUAUCGUUUAUAUCGACUUGUAUAUUUUGAAUAAUCCAAAAACCCUAUGUACAUUCCCUCCAAAAUGUUGUUCUCUGCACAUGACGGGCAAUUUUACUCUAAAAUCAAAAUUAAACUAGUUUUACAUAUUCUGCGUAAGCAUUGUUUUUGCACCCGGCAGGUAGUUGGACCGAGACAGUGGAUGCGGGUAAAACGUCCUCUUAACAUUAUUCGUAUCCGUACGGCAGUUUUCGAUGUAAACGAAAUACAAUAUUAUUAUUACUAUUAUUGUUGUUGUGCACUGUAUACGUGGCUAAUACUCCGUAAUAAUAAUAUAAUAUCGCGGCGACUGCAUUAUGUACGGCGGCGGAGUGAUGUCGCGCGGAUAAAAGCGGUAAUACCUUUUUCUCUAUUCAACAACACGGACCGACGAGGACGAGUAGGAAGCGGGUCGAUAUUUUAUAAAUAAAAGAAGGGACGCGGGAAAGUAUAGAGUAGUAGUAGUAGUAGUAGUAGUAGUAGUAGUAUAGGUAGUUGUUAUGUGAUUGCCGCUUUUGACUCGGUCGGGUACUUUUUCUUUUUUUUUUCUUCUUCUUCUUCUUCUUCUCCCGGCGGCCAGACGUGCAGGAAUUUUCCCCCGUGUUUUUUCCCCGCGCGUCCCGCACACACGCACACACCUCUGACUCAUUUUGCUAUUAGGGCCGCGCGCCGCGCACACACGCGCAAAGUACACGGCGUACACGCGGACGCGCAAGCGCGUGCCAUCACAUACGUAUACGCGCACAAGUUCACCAAAGUUUUUACGACCCUUGGGGGAAAUACACGCGGCGUCAAAUAGGAGGAGACGACGACCAGACGGCGGCGGCGGCGACGACGACGACGAGACGCGUGCGCGCUAUAUCGUUCGGCAUCGUCGUCGUUCCCUUCCCGCGGCGACGACGACGACGGCGGCGGCGGCGGCGGCCACGACGACUACUACGGCGAGUAUUCCGCCGCCGUGUAGAAAAACGAGCCACGAGUCAGUCGCCUGCGUGAACUUGGUGCGUGCCCAAUCGUCGCGCGUACGUGUCCGCCGUUGAAUCGCGCGCGCGCUUCCCGAUCCGCGGCGUUGGCGCCGAAAUUUAAACGGCCGUUCACGUGUUCAUCUCCGUUUCGUUCGUAACGCGUUAUUUAUCGUUUUACGGUGCGACUGUUAUUGUGUGCCGUGUUCGCGCCGGUGACCGUCCGUUUUACUACAAUCGGUAAUACUGCCCGCGGAUUUGUUUUUUCGAAUUGCCCGCGACGAAUGGCCGCGACGGCGUGUUUUCGUCGUCGUCGUCGUCGUCGUCGCCGUCAGCCGCUGCCGUGACGACGACCAUGGUCGUGCCGUCGUGAAAUGCCGCCUUUUGAACAUUUCGCCGUCGUCGCCGCCACCGCCGUUAUGACUGUGGACCGACCGAACAGUCAAUCGGUAAAUGCAUUUUCCGUCUGUCUCCAUUUGACAUCCCGGCGUACCGUUAACGGCAACAUUGUUUGUACCCGGUGUACAACAUAAUUAUUAUUGCGAUUUCCGCCGUCACUGCUGCACAACAGUUCCGCGCGCGUUUUAUCGGUCGUUAUUUCGGUGCCCGCGUCUUAUUAUAUCGUAUUACGUGCGAAACCUUAUCGUCGGAUUUUAUGUCUUUUACCGUCCCCGUAUAAUAGUAUUGCGCUCGGACCGUUGUAUUAUUAUCGUUUGGUGUUGUUUUUUUUUCCCCCUUAUUCUUCAUCUUCUCCCGUGUAACGUUUCGUUUCACUUUAACCCUUGUUUUUUAUUUUUUUUUUUUUACGGGCAGUUUAAAGCGCACAACACGACUUUAUGUGUUCCGCCUCCCUCGCCUCUCGAACGACGUAUACAAUAGCGGCGUGAUACCGCGGGUAGUCGUCCCUGGCGGCGGUUUUUUUUUUUUUUUUUUUAUACGAUACCGCGGAGGACGAGAGAGGAAACGGCGGUGGUUUAUGGCAAGCGGUUACGCAUAAUGCUCGUAGAGUUUAACUGUGAAUCAAACUCCCCUAUUUAUUGUACAUUAACAACGAGACGAUAUUUUACUACCUGUUUAUUUUUUAUUUUAUUAUUUUUUUUUUUCUGAUUUUCUGUAACGUCGAGAGACACUUCAGCACUCGCGGUUUAUUGGCUGUAUAAUAUAAUAGAUGCGUGAUGUAUUAUAAUAUUAUUAAUCGCAUUUCGUCAGCGGGUCUGCGAGUCUAUACCUACAUAAUAAUAUUAUAUCUUUAUUCGUGGUUUUUUUUUUUUUUCUGUCUAUGUUCACCUCUCGUGUAUCUAAAUUAUAGAAAAAAAAAUAUAUAAAAAUCCCGCAGUUUACUAGAAAACAGACAGACCUUGUACUCGUAUAAUCGCCGACACUCGGCCGUUUUAUCGAUACUUUUGAUUAGGGUACUAUAUUAUAUUAUAAUAUCGGUUAAUUAGACAAUAAUAAUAUCAUACGUUAUAUUACUAGCAAACUGCAAACGCGUGUUAUUCUCAACGAGAUAAUGACGCAGACGGGCGUCUGAAAGUUUUAUAACGGAAAUUAGUCGCGUACAAUGCGUACACGCGGCGUAGGUACGUAGUCUUUGUCCCGGUGGAAUAUUAUUUUUUUUAAUAUUAUUACGGUUUUUUUAAUCGAUAGGCGCGCCUAUUAUAAUAUUUAUUAUACGUAUUGUAUGUGUUACAGACGCGGCCAAUAAUAAUACUGUAUAACAAUAUUUCGCUUCGUUUACGAGUCCACGCGGUUAAUUUUUCGUAAUCUAUACACACACCAUAUUACCUAUGACCUCGUUUAACACGCUUAUUCGUAUAGAUAUAUUAAAACAUAACGAUUCGUGUGUGUACACACACACACACGCACACACGUCGAUAUUAAAAAAAUAUUAUCUCUUGGCGAAUAUAUAAGUGGGAAAAUGUGUAUAUAUAUUGUGUGUGUGUGCGUGCGUGUGCGCGCUCGCGACCGGUGUGUAAUAGGACUAAAAUAUUAUAACACGUCGCGUAUUAUACGUAUUAUUACGCUCGUUCGUUUUACAUAUUAUUAUUAUUAUUACUUUUUCGUUUCAUUUCGUUAUUAUUAUUAUUAUUCACGGAUAUUUUAUAAAACGCUCGGUCAUCUCGGCAUGUCGACGAUUCGUAGUGUUACCGGUCGUUAGGCGAGUACCGCGCGCGUCGUCGUCGUCGUCGUCGUCGUCGUCGUUGUUGUUGUUGUUGUUGUUAUUAUCGAGCCGCGUGUUAUCGCGCCUUAACGCUUUUACUUUAUUUCGUAUGCAUUCCAACGAUUAAAUAAAAAAAUAAUAAUAAUACUAUCACUACGGGCCGCGGUCGUGGACGAUGGACGCGGGCCUUAAAUGGAGAACAAUAUAUUAUGCCUACCUGCCGCCUGCAUGCCGACCGUUUUUUUUUUCGUCCGUUUUCCCGUUUUUAAAAUAAUACAUAACAACAAUAUACCCAACCGAUAAUAUUACACAGUAAUUGUUAUUAUAAUAUUAUAUUUAUAGCGAUUAGAUAAUAAUAAUAAUAAUAUCUCGCCCCGCGGUACGUGCGUAUAUUAUACCCGCGGUGUUUAAACAAUAUACCUAUAUUUUUAUACAUAAAAUUGUACGGUAUAUUUCGUCAGUAAGUACCUACUCGUAACUUUUUCACUAAAAAACAUUUCGCUUUAUAAUAUUGAAAAGAUAAAAUUACCAGUUACCUAUUAGUAAUUUAGUUAUUGUUACCUGUAUACGUAUAUAUAUAUAUAUUUAUAUAUAUGUAAUGUGCACGAUAUUCGCGGUGUUCGAAACAUAAUAAAAUGUUAUUAAUAGCGUAUAAUAUUCUAUGGCACAGUCAUCCGGCGGUUUUUUUCUUUUUUUUUUUUUUUUUCUAUUAGGUAUUAUUAUGCGUGUGUAUGAUCGCGUAAUCGCGUAUGAAGAGUGGUAGUGUAUAGGUUGCAAGUAUUCGCACUCGAAUUGUGGAUUAACGAUUUAAACUAUAUCAUAUUAUACCGUUUAGUUAUCGCCGCCCGAAGUGUUCACCGUCGAAUUAUAUUACACAAUCCGACAAUAUAUUACAAUCUUAAAAAUUGACAUCGUUUUUUUAAUGUCACUGAAUUUGAAUAGCAACGUUCAAUAUGAUAGUUUACGAUCGUCGCGACGAAUCGUAAACUCGACUAUGGAUAUAAUAAUGCUAUGUGGGUGUACCACACACACACUGUGUGUGCACACGAACCGUAUUUUAUUUUAUUUUUCGUACGGUGUUCAAAAGAUUCGCGGUCGUAAAACACACGCGGGUUAUUACAAAUCGAAUGGCGCGAAUUACGCCUAUAUAGUUUUUAUGAGUUGCUACGCUAUCUGAAAAUAUCAAGGAAUUUUUAAUUUCUCAUAGAAUUCCGGGGGAAUGAGAAAAAAAAAAUGUUCAGAGUAUCGAAUCGCGGUUGUAGGUAUUAUGUAUACCUAACCGUGUCUGUACAUAGUGCUGUACCAAUAACUGUAUUAAUUGGAAGAAAAAAAAAUUAUAUUGUUUUUUAUCGUGUUUUAAUGAUAAGAAAAAUUUGUAUAUUGUGAGCUUUAAUUUAUCGUUUUACACCACACACGGAUUCGACGAAUACCACGCGAUAGAGAGUCUCUACACUCUGUACCUCUGUACGGAGAGAGGUCAAGUAAAGUUAAUUAGUGAUACAAUAUAAAAAAAAAAAAAAUGUAUAUUUACUACCAACACAAACGUAGAUAAAUCAUAUAAAAAAAAAAAAUUCGUUUUUAUAAUAGAUACAUAUAUAUAAUAUUAUGUAGUACCUCAUUGAAACUCUGGGAAUUUUGAAAUCUAACAUCUAUAUUCUUCUAUAGCGAACUAGUCACCAUGCAGGAAUUGAGAAUAUCAUAAUGUUAUAAUAACCUCCAAUAAUACGAUCGAAUACAAUGUCUAUUUUAUCGGACGUUGAAAAAAUACAAAUAUAAUUGAUUAUAUAAUAUAUUUUUUUAAAUUUUAAUUGUUUCAGGGUUCGGAUAAUUCCGAUCUUUUCCGCGCCAGUCUGGUUUCCAGGAAAGGUAAGCAACUAGUAUUAUUUUUAUUAUGAUUAUUAUUAUUAUUAUUGUUAUUUUUAUUUUAACCCGUGUUGUAGGUUAUAGUCACAAUCCGCAAUUCUCUGCGAUUCUAAUCGAUUCCUUCGCCCUUUCUUCCGGUUCUUUAAAAGUUUUGAUUUUAUCCGCUUUUUUUUUAACAUACCCUGUACAUUAUAAAAGUUUCGUGAUCGCUCUGCAAUUUCCCUUCUAUCGUGCCCUUGUCUAUAAUUGUAUUAUGCUACGUAGCUCUUCUGGGCCCGUCUGUUUUCCAACGUCUCGUUUUAAUCAUUUGUUUUUCUUUGUCGAUAUUCCUAUGUACAGGGUGUUUUUUUCACGAAUCAAUAAUUUGUGAAAUCGUGAAAUUUAUUACGCUUCCCUAUUCCUCCAGUCUAUAAACUUUAAAUGGUUAUAACCAGAUUAUAACUCAUAAACGGUAAAUCUGAUACGUGCAUACAUACAUAUUAUAUACAUUUAUAAUUGAUAUGAAUAUCUGUUUUUCGAUUUCAAUAAAAAAUAUAUAUAUUCUCUAUUCAAAUAUGUGUUCAAAAAGUGUAGUUGGUUCCUAUUUGAAAAAUAAAAUUAUGUACUUAUUUAAGGUACAUGAGAUAGGGUUCAAAAAAAAAAAAAAACAGAAAUCAAAUUCACUUAAAAUCCUUCCCUUCAAUUUAUAUUCCUCUCGAUUCAAAUUAUUAUUAUUACAUACUCAUUGCUACUCAUUUUUGUCUUAUCGGUAUCUAUUAUAACGUAUUAUGUCUCACGUGCAUUCGCUACGCUCCAAUUCUUCUCACCAAAUAUACCAUUCCGUCUACUUCAUCAAGUCUUUGAUUACUUAUAGGUCUUAUAUAUACCUAUAAUUGUAUACGUCAACUAUUAUUUGGGAGUUUCUGGCAUAAACAGUUUCUAUUUAUUGAGUUUUUCGUUGUUUAAAGCUCAUUUUAAUCUACUUAACUAUCGUAAUUUACUUCCUGUAUAGUGUUGUCCUAUUAAUAUUUAUACUCAUAUUAAGUUAAUGUAACUAGUAUUUAAAUUUAUUUUUAUAUAAAUACAUUUAAACUAUUCGAUAUCUAUAUCCCCUUUAUGUGUAGUCAGUACGUUACGAUUACUUAAAAUGGCUUGAGUAAUACUUAGUAACCGGGACAUGUACCUGCAGAUAUUCAACAUAUUUUUUAACUUUGAUUGUAUAGUUUUAAAUUUAAGUACAACGUAGUUACGUAAUAUAUAAAUUAAAAAUAUUAAAAUCAGUUUUUUUCUAUGCCUAUUAAAUAUAUUGAUCAUUUUUUAGUAGUGUUAUUAAUUAUUAUUCUCUAUUAUUAGUUAUUUAUAACGCAGAACUACCCCUCCGUUCGUUCAUAAUAUUCGAAAAUAAUUAACUAAAUAUAAGAAAAUAAAUAACUCAAGUACUAUUAUGGUUGAUACAUUUGUUGAAAUACGUUCAAUAAUCUGUGACACAGUUCUUUAUUGUUUGGUGCUUCUUAACGCUUACACACGGCUACUUAAUAAUUGUUACUAAUAGGUUGUUAUUGUUAUUUAUGGAUAAUUAUCAUACAUGUUUGUGUUAAACUACUUUGAAAUUUGAUGUUGUGUAUAGUUGUUGAAGCUGAAAGAUCGAUGAAAUGUGUAACUAUAAGUACUAAGUAGUGUAAUAAUUGGAUUAGUUAAACUCAUCUGCGACUAUUUCUUUAGAAAAGCCAAUCAUUGUAGGUUUACGAUCCUUGGAUUACUGUUUCAGAAUUAUAAUAUUAUAAUUUCAUUUUAUUUUCGAUCAGAUAUAAUAGAAAAAUUUGCGCGAUAUUUAUUUACGGGGUGGUUAAGUGCAGUUGAUUGAAGUGCACUCAACUUCAGAGAUACUUUAUGUAAUAAUGAUUCCCUAAUUGUCGACUAUGCAAUGAAAUUUUCCGAAAUAUGCUUAGGUAACAUACGCGAUAACACAUAACCGACUACGCAUACGGAUAGAAUAAUAUUAAUAUAAUAUUAAAUUUUAUAAAAUUAAUAUACUUUUAGAACACAACAGUGAACAUUUAUAAUGAUUGGCGAUGUUAAAUAAUGCGUCCUUAUAUUUAUAUAUAAUUUCGUUUCAAAUAGCUAAUAUUUAAAUUUCUAAUAAUAGUGUAUAGUAUAUCGUAAUUUAUAAAUAGGAUGUUGUUAUAGAUUCAUAAUAUAUAUAUUUUAUACUAAGCGAUAUCUUAAAUUAAACGUCACAUAUAAUUUUACUCAUCGAAGUAUAAGAAUUAAUAUUCUGAAUAAAUGAUUUCAGAUGAAUUACCAGGAAGAGUUUCUUCCGAACCUGUACAGAAUUUACCUGCUAAUAUUAAUAUAGUCCCUAAAGAACCUAUAUCAAUAACGCCACCUAGCCGACAACCGACCCCUCCAUUAGUUAACGGCGUAGAGUUCGAUAACCAUCCGGCACCCGAAACGACUACGGCGUCUACGACCACUAUUAUCAGGUCUUCACAAAAUCCCAUGUUACCGCCUCCAUCAACAACUCCUCGGGCUCUACAGGUGUCUCAACCGAAAUGCCCGUCUCCUACAAUACCUCCUCCAGAAUCCACACCCCCCGUUACGCCUAAACCUCAAAAUACACACCUGAAUGGACAUGAACCUUCAACGCCUCCCGCUACAGUUACUUCGAGGUAUUCCCCGGUAAGUAAAAUUCUGAAUAUUAUUUGCGUGUCUAUAAUGUUAAUUGUAUAGAGGUUACACAUACUAAACAUUUAAAAAAUAAAAGUUUUUGGUGAAGGAUUUUUACGAAGAAAAUAUAGUUAAAUAUUAAAUUCUCGUUAUAAUUGAUCAGAAAAUAAACGAAAUUUGAAUAAAGUAGUGACAAAGUUUAAUUUAUCUAUUUAAAAAAAUUACAGUUUGUAUUUAAGGGGCUCGGUGCUAACGAGGUUUUUCUCAAACAACAUGCCUUAUGGAAAAAAUAAUCAUGCCUUGUAAAAUAAUCAGAUUUUGAUUAUAUUUUUUUUAUUUUUUUUUUUUUUCUCCUGGAAAGAGAAAGACUUUAUACGAUCUGCACAUUGAACUCCGUUUUUAAUAUUUUAAUAUCAAAUAUUUAAAUAUUUCUUUACUAUGUCAAUUUUAGGCGUUUUUUGACCAACACUUUUAGACUAUCAACUGAAAUUAAAUACAAAAUUCAGAAUUCAAUUAUCGAGUUGUAUCAUGUUGUUUAUGAUUUAAAAAUGAAACGAUGUAAAAAUAUUGAACUGGCAAUGAGUAAUCCCUCUUCUCCUAAAGUCAUAUAUUCGUCAUUGAAAACGAACGUCUGCCUUUCCUUUUAAAAAGGGUAUUGGGCCGUAGAAAAGUCUUAUUAUCAUUAAAAUUAAAAUUAUUCAUAAUCAUUUCCAAAUCUCACAUAAUUGAAGAAAAUUUGAAAACCCGAUAUGGGACUCCCUUAGAUUCUAUAAACACAGUAAGUACACUUGGAUCGUUGUAUAUUUUUUUUUUCCGUCAACCUGUAGAGAUAAAUCCAAAGCAUAUAGUAUAAUAGAUAUUAAUAGUAUACAAUUUAACCUCACCGGAGAAUAUUGUUUAUUCUGUACACUCGUUUCGAGUUUCUCUUUGUACCUACCAUUCUUGGCAAAGAUAUUAUUAUUUAUUUUUUGUCGCUGUUCACAUUUUUUUAUUAUUAAUGUGGGGACAUUACAAGUACAACAGAAUACCUACUUAAUACGUUUACCUACAAUUAUCGUGUAUAUUGUAGAAACAAGUUCAUUUUAAAUCGAUCGUGUUUAUCCAUCACAUCAGUAUUCUCAGUAAGAAAUAAACCAGCAGCCGUAAUCUGCCUAAUAUCGCACUUGUUGGUUAAAAAAAAAAAUCACGUCGGUAUACCACUCGCGAAUCAUUUUCAUGUUUCGCACGUGCAUCACAAUUAUCAUUGUUGCAGUGACUUAUAAAAUAAAUAAGUAUUAUUACCUUAUAAGAAAUGUUACAGAAUAGUAGAAACGUUGUGUAUUAAUUACAACCAGUUUUAUUCGUUAAUAUAGAAAUACCGACUUAAAGAAUGCGCUAUUAUAUACUAAUUACUAAAUAGUAAUUAGUAAUUAAUAAUACCUUCAUAUUAUUAUACUGCAUUCUUGAUUUAUCUAUUUCUCGCUGGUUGUAAAUACUAGUUAAAUUAACAUAGCUAAUAAUAGUUUAUACACAGUUUAAUUUUUGAAGACUAAAAAUAGCGUGCUUCCAUUAAAAUUUAAAGGGGUUGGAUUCGCGGUUUUUAAAAUUAGAAAAUCGUUUUUAGUUUUUAAAUGCCACCUUAAUAAUUAGAUUUCCACUAAUCUACUGCUCUUUACGUCCAUAUAAGGGUAUGGGGUACGUUUAUAUGGGCGUUUUUGAUUUUGAUUGACUAACAAAUUUACUAGGUUAUGAUGGAAUCGAUUUAAAAUUAUCUAUUUUUUUCAGUCGUGAUAUCAAAUGAACACAAAUAUAGUGAUCUUAUAUUUAUAUUGUACAUUGUUUCAUCAAAAUAUUCAAAAUCAUCUCCGUCAAAAUCUACUCUAGGUUAAUUUGUUAAUUAAUCGAAUUUCAUCAAAAUUAAAAUCUGUGAAACCCAAAUCUUACAGUUUUGUCAUGCUUUAAACACAACUUUAUAUUUAUACGACUGCGAUUCGGCCCUUAAUAACAUUAUGUCAGAUUUUAAUAUUCUCCAUAUAUAGACGUAUUUGGAUUGAUAGAGUAUUUUUUGAUGUUUUGCUAAAAUAAUGGAUAGUUAUAAUUCUGUUAUAAUCAUUAAAAUUAUUGUCGUUUUAUUUUUCUAUGUUUUCUAUAUUAUGCAAUUAUUCGUUUUCAGGUGCCGUCCUCGGGACUCAACAGUCCUCGGAACUUCGCCACGAACACGGUGCCACCGCCCGCGAGUGUACCGCCAUAUCAAACCCCGCCACAAGCGUGUCCGUUGUCUUUGAGCAUAACCAAUUCGUAUAUCACCCCUUCGACGUCACAACAUCCCGUCUUAUCCCACGCCGCGUCCAAUUACAUCCCAAAAUCUUCCAAUCAAACGCCUUCUCCUCACCAACACAGUUCUCCUUAUAACAUACAAAAACAACCGCCGAACGUGAUGUAUCAUCCUCCUCACGGUGCCCCGUAUCCGUCGCCUUCCAGCUAUCAUCCCAGUCCGUACAAAUCCACCCCGUCGUCAUUAUUAGCUACAGUAUCCAGCUCGUACAUGCCGUAUGCCACGACUCAAUCGUCCACCGUGACUGUCUCGGCUUCUGCUACGAUUCCGAGCACUUCCAGUAGUCAGAUCACAGCGGCACCGCAAGCGACCAAUUUCAACUCUCCGUAUCAGUCUGCUGUCCAUCCGCAACAUUAUCCACCGUUAUAUGCCCCGUACCGAAGUACACCUUAUAUGCCGUCUGCGCUGUCAAAUGCAGCCGUAAGUAUACUAUUGUUUUACUGCUUGUAUAAAGAGAGUAGUUUUUUUUUUAAGUGGACAAUUAUUGCGAUUUAAUACGAAACAGUUCAUAAUUAGGUAGGUAAAAAUAUUUUGUUUAAAAUUAUUAUAAUUAUAAACUUAAAAACAACUCGAAAGUUUUAUAGUUUAAAAGUUUGCAAACUUAAUAAAUGGUGUUGCUAAAAUAAAAUUUAAAAAAAUGUACAGUGGAUUGUACCUAAGUAAAUGCAAAUAUAAAAAUAAACUCGUUUAAUUGUUGUCAUUCGUAUCAAAUUAUUAAAAUUUAUUAGAAAAAACAAAAAUCUAGUGCUUUGGGUGGCUGGAGCUUGUCGUGAUAUUUCAUACGCCAAAGUUUGCAACGCAUUAACUUACAGAGUUAGAGAUUAAUGCGCCAUAUUAAUAAAGGUUGUAUAUUAUAUUAUACAUAAACAUUUUAAAUUUAGGAGGAAAAAAAUGUACUUGAAAACUUCACGAUUUGAUUGAUUAAAACUAAUGAAUAAUAUUUUACUGCUUAUUUGUACCCGUACAUUGCAAUAUUCCUUAAUCACAGUUGAGUUUCAUAAAGCACAACGGUUCUUCUAAAAUUAUUAUGCUUAAUUAAUAAUAAAAUUUGUAUAUAUUAUUCGCCAUCAAUUUUAAUGUUAUUUGAAAAUUCAUUGGCCAUAGUUUUGAUUAUGGUUUAGUAGAUAGGCCAUCGUUUUGUUGUUAAACUUAACAGCGUCAUUAAUAUUAAUAGAGUUUCGACGAAGCUGAAAACUGGCUUGUAAUUAGGAAGCCGAGGGAAACGUUGCACAGAAUUCAUACGCCUGUUUCUGUCUGUCUGUCUCUCUCUCUCUCUCUCUCUCUCUCUCUCUCUCUCUCUCUUUGUCUGUCUUUUCUCUCUUUACCUUGGGCACGGAUGUUAAUUUUUCCAUUCGGCUGCUCCGAGAAGUCUAGAGAAGGUUAAUGAUAAAACUACACGAUGACGGUGACGGUGGUAGAGGUACCUCCCUUAAUUACUACAACAGAGUCCCACCUCCCCAGAUACCCUUUCUACGUAAAGCUCACCGCUUAUCGACUUUUGCUUCGCCCGAUAUAAACUUUUGGGUUGCCACCAACUUACUUCCAGUUUUAAUUUACCCUCGUUAAACACUUUAAAACUCCCUUCUUCGUGUAUGUGCAAACAAGCCUUUAAAACUUAAUGUCUAAUCAUUUACUGACUUACUGAUAUUCAAAAUCAGUCUUGUCCAAAUAUUAACAGACAUCAAUAGUCUAAGUCGCAGAUUAUAUAUAUUAUGUUAAUAAAUAAUAAUAAAGUUACUUUCACGUACACCGAUCCGAUUCGAUUCAGUGUUUUAGAUUUUUACACCGUUCCGUGUCCGAGCUCAGACAGAAAAUCGGUCAGCGAAAAUUUUUUUUUGAUCAGAUGGGGCUCGGAACGGAGUCAUAUCGAACGUACAUACAUUUUAUAUGCAUUGAAAAACAAUAAAUUCGUAUUUCCGUAUCUUGAUGGAUCAGACAUAAAUGUGUUUAAAAGUACCUUAAAGGCAUAUAUUAAUAUAAAUGGAAUACUGGUUUCUAUUAGUAUGAAAUUUGAUUGUUAACAUAAUUUAAAACGAAAAUAUCCCCAGUUAUUUUCUUUUACAAUAUACACUUAGUACAGUAUAACUUAGUAUAGUUAAAUAACCAAAAUAGGUUCAAAUUAAAAAUAAAACAAAAAAAUUAUUUAAAUUUAAUUUACUAUGAUAAGUCAAUUGUAUUCAAUUAUGAAAUAAUGUCUUAUUGUUAUUUUAUUAAAUAUUACUAAAUCACUGAGGUAUUAAUCAUUUAUUGAUUAAAAAAAAUCUGGCAUUCUAUUUACAUAAAUAAAAAAAACUAUUGUAUUUAGAUGAAAAUAAAAUCUUAUAAAAAGCAAAAGAUUGUGAAAGGCUCUACUACUUAAGUUUAUCCUCAGAAACUUAUUUGUUUUCCCUUGUCCUAUUACGUUUAAGAAUAAAGUCUUAGAUACUUAAAUAAUAAUAGAAAAUAAAAUUAAGUUUGGAAUGCUCGCUUCUUAUAAUAUACUCUAAUUAAUAUUUAUGUUUUGAAUUAAAUUUUUUUUUCUCAAUUUAAUCUUACACUUAUGAAACUAUCAAUUUUUUUUAAACUUAACUAAGUAAUUAACAAUUAAAACGGUUUUUUUUUUUUCUACGUAUAGUUUAUCCAUUUAUUUCAUAAGUAUGUUAAUUAAUUUAAUAUACAUUGAUUUUUUUUUUUAAUAUAGAGAUUAAAUAGAUCUUCUCCAAUGUCUGUGAUAUCAACAAAGUCAAGUGCGGUAUCAACACCUACUCUUGUUGCACCACCACCACCAGUAGCUGCUUCUACUGCUGCUUCAACUACUACUACUACUACAUCACUUUUGAGUGGACAUCCUCUCUUAGGUAGAGGACAGUCGCCACGAGGUCCAAGUCCCAAUAGAGAUCGUGAUAGUUAUAGGUAAACUUAAUGUAUACCAUGUUUGUACCUGAUAAUAUUUUUAAAAUUUUAACUGUUUAGUUUUUUUACAGUAUCAUUUAUGUUUCUUAAAAAAAGAAUUAACUUUUGAUUUACAUUAUUAUAUACUUAUUAAUUUAUCACUUAUUUUAAGGUUUAGAUUAGAAUAUUAGAGAAGUUAUCAAAAAUAAUAAAAAGAGUAUUUUUAAGUGAACAUCAGAAUUGACUUUCUUCUUCUCACUAUUUUAUAGUUUUUUUUUGUAAUAUAUUCAAAGUAUAAAAAUUUAAAAUUCAAAAAUUACUUCUCAAAAGAUCCAUCUUUUUUCAUCCAUCUGUUUUAAAAAUUUUGGACGAAAUUAUUAUAAUAUAAUCCUUGUUCUAUUAAAAAUCUUAAUUUAUAUAUAUAAUAUUAUUUAUAUUCCCUCCUUUAAACUGAUAUUUUAACAAUACUUAUUAAGACAUGCAUCAUUAAAUUGUUUAUUUGUUAUUAACAGUUUAAACCGGAGUGCAGGACCUUCAUUAAAUUCUAUUUCACCAUUUAAUACUCCGUCAUUAGCAUUACCUCCUACUGUUGGUUCAAGUUUACCGCCUACUGUUUCAUCAUCAGCUCCUUCUAGUCUUGUGUAUAAUAAUAAACCACCCUUAUGGGGUCCAAUGGGGUAAGUACACACAUUUUAAACUAAAACUUAUUGAUGUCAUAAAAUUAUAUUAUUUUUAGGAAUAACAGUAUUGUAACGUCUACUAUGGCAAGUAUAACUCGACAACAUCCGUCAUCAUAUCCACCUCCUUUAUUUUCAUCGCCAGUAGCCACUGCUACUUCUCAAUCUUCUUCAUUACCAUCAGCGCCACCAGCUCAUAAUCCUUUUUCUGCAGAAUCUUUAUUUCAAUCCAGUAAGUUGAAAUAGAAUAUAGUAUAUUUAAGAUAAGUAAUAAUACUAUUUAAUUUAGAUCAAGCGGAUAUGUUGCGGAGAGAACUAGACUCUAGGUUUUUGGCAUCUUCACAAGAAAGAGCUUUGGCGCCUUAUUUACGCACAGAGAUGCACCAUCAUCAACAUCAACAUACACAUGUUCAUCAACACACAGCAACACCACUCAUUCCUGCUGUAGCUGUAAGUGCCGCAGCUAUACCAAAUCCUUCAACAAUACCACCUGCUCCGACAUCAGCAUUAUAUCCUCCACCACUGGUUAGCUUAUAAUAUGAAAAUAUAUAUUAAAUUUAUUUAUUUUAUAGUUGUAAUUAAUGAUUAUAUAUAUUUAUACAUUAUUAUUUUUUUAGUUUAAAGAAAUACCUAAAUUGGGUGGAGUUGAUUCGCCAUUCUACAGACAAAACUUAUUGUCGGGUAGUUAUCCAGGUUUUACACCAGGCUUGUUACAUUCUUCAAUGGGCCAUACACCAUUCACACCACCAAAUCAUAUUCCAACAUUUACUCCAAAAGUAUAUUUUUAUUUCUAAAUUAUUAUCUAAUUUAUUGCAAAAUAUCUUAAUUUGAUAUAAAAAUUUUAUUAUGUUGAUUGCUCUAUGUAUUAUAAGAAAAUAAAAAGUUGUUAUGUUUAUCAGAAUCAUCAAUAUUUACACAUUAGAAUUUACAGUUAAUUUAAUAUUGUGUAUAUUAUAAUAUUCUCAAUUUUCCACAUAAAUAAGAAAAAAAAAUCACUAAACAAAUUCAAACAAUGUUAAGAAAAUAUUUUACUUUGUUAUCUCCAUUUCUCAAAUUUGUACUAUUAAAGUUUUUUCUAUCAGCAUAUUAUUGUGUUAUUCAGUUUUUUAUUUUUAAUAUUAUUUGUUAACAUAACUAAAAGAUUGACUAUAGAAAAAAAAUGAGCCUUUUUUAUUUUAAUACUAAAAAAUUUAGUUAAUAUAUUGAUUUAAUCUCCAAAUGUAUUAUUAUUUUAAUUCUAAGGAAUUAUGUUUUUGUAAUCGAUAUAUAUUUUUGUUUCAGCAGUUGACUGAUACAUCUAAGCCUACAAAAUCAAGUGUAAGUAAAUUAUAAAAUAUAAUAUCUUUAGUAUCUCUUUAUUUUAGAUACUUAGCACAGCAAGGAAUCUAUUUGUUUUUCUAUGAUGUAUUAUUUUCAAAUUAUAAAUAUUACGGUCUUUUAAAACAUGUAUAACUAAACUUCACUCAGAAUCAUUUUUCGUUAUCAAAGAUUAAUCGUUGCAUACACAUAUGUAUUCAAUUUUCCUCUAUAUCCUACCUAACUAACUUCUUAUCAACAACAGUAGCCCACCUAUUUUGCAAAAUUUGUCCGUAAUUUUUUUUAAAAAUAAAAUUAAAAUUUAUAGAAACCUGGGAAAUGGAAUGCAAUGCAUGUACGUUUAGCUUGGGAAAUAUAUCAUUAUCAACAAAAACAACAAGUUGCUGAAACCAAAAAUGUUGCCAGUAACCCAGUGCCAAAGACUGAAUUAUUAAGGCCGCCAAUACAUUUGUUUCCACCCAGCCGACCACCACAUGAUCUCUCUCCGUUCACUUCACCUCAUCAUCACCAUCCAGGAUUACCUCCUGGAUAUCCACCUAUGGGUAAAUAUUGUCUACUGUUUCUCUACUCUGAAGAUAUUUAUUAUAAUAUGAACUUUUAGGUGCUGCAGCAAUGUUUUCUAGGUAUCCAACUGGGUUCCCACCAAUACCCUCUUACCCUCCCAAUCCCAUGAAUGAUCCAUGGGCUAGAUUACAACCUUCUCGUGGACUACCUACACCAAAUUCAGCCUAUGGUCCUACAGGAGGUUGGCCAAUAAAACCAGAUCCUGUAGAAACCGAACGAGCAGAACAGCAGCAACGUGAACGAGAAAGGGAAAGAGAACGUGAACGUGAAAGAGAACGGGAAAAAGAGAGAGAGAGGGGACGAGAACGAGAACGAGUAAAACGUGAAGAAAAAAGAAGACUGAUGAUUCAGCAGCAACAACAGCAGCAGCAGCAACAACAACAGCAACAAUUGCAGCAUCAACAACAGCAGCAACAUCAACAGCAACAACAUUUACAACAUCAACACCAGCAACAACAACAGCACCAGCAACAAGUAGCUAAGAUGAGAGAAAGAUCUCCUUUAAAAGAUCCUAAUAUGAUGUCAAAGGAAGAUGAUAUGAAUAAUAUGAUGUUAGGUCGUAUUCCACCACCAUCACAUUACCUACCACCACAAAGACAUCCCCAGAGAACUCUACCAACACAUUUUUCACCGUGGGAUCAAUAUAGGUAUAUAUUAAAGUAAUAUAGUAUAUUAAAAGAUUAAAACAAGCACACACAUGAUAACAUUUAUAAAAAAAAAAAUUUACAAAAUAGCAGCAGGUAUAAUAUUAAUUUUAAUUAAAAUCAUUGCAAACAGCAUGUGUUAAUUUUUAUCCCCGAAAAACUCAUUCCCUUAACCACUCACACUGUUUCGGUUAUCACCUUUACUCACAUGGAGUAUUUUUUUUCCAAGUUUUAUUUAUUUAGACCAUUUUUUAUAAAAAUACUUGUACCUUAUUCUGUAAUAAACAAUCGUAGAAAUCUGAAACUUUCUGAAUACUGCUUACAUUAGCAUUUUGUAGUUUUUUUUUUUUUAUUUUGUAUGUUUAUUGUUUCAAAUUAAAGUAGGUUUAUUUAUCUUAACAUAUAGUUCAUCUAUUACUUACAUAUAUUGUAUAUAAUCUAUCAAAUGUAUAUAUUCUAUAGAUAUGAUUCUUUGAGGUUCAGUCCGUUGAUUGCUGCAGCUGCUUAUAGAGCUGAAGAAGAAGAACACCGAGCCAAAUUAUUUGGUUAUCAUUCUCAAGCUCAUUUAAGACCAAAAGAUUCAUCCCCUAACACUCAUCGACAAAUGCCUCCGGAUAUGCAAUUACCUAAAAAAGAAGAAUCUUCACAAUCUAGGUAGUCCAAAUUUUCUGGACAUUUUUAAAUUAAAUUAUGUUUUGAUAACAAUUUUAUUUUAUUCUCCCUACUAUCUUUAUUUAAUGUCCUUUAGACAUAAAUUACAUUAUAUUGUUCUAUGUAGAAAAUGUUUAUUUUACAUAUGAAAUUUAUGAACAAUUUUACUCUUAUAACAAUUAUUGUUUACAUUUAUUUUAUUUAUUUAUUUAUUUUUUU